This is a messenger RNA of Podarcis lilfordi (Lilford's wall lizard), 45086 nucleotides long. Lineage: Eukaryota; Metazoa; Chordata; Lepidosauria; Squamata; Lacertidae. The record is from the annotation of a GenBank genome assembly.
AUGAUUUGUAGGUGAUUGACGUAAGUAAAGACCUUGGUCACCAUCCUCUCAGCUCUUUAUAAACAUCACUGUGAGUGCACAUAUUCAUUUCAGCAUUACACUGAGUUGUUUCGGCAUAGGAGUAACUACUAGGUUAUUGAAAUAUGUAGUCCUCGCUUGUGGAAUUGCCAAAUAGUUAGCAGCUUCUAACUUGCCGUAAUUUCAACAUGCAGUUACAUGCAGAUGCAACAUAGCUCUGUUUCUUUGCAAAGAAAAAAAUAUAUAUACAGACACAGUUCAGUCAAUAUUAAUAUCACCCAAGUUGUAGAUAUCUACUAGUCAUUAUUUUGCUCUUACUCUCAGUGUGCUAUAUGGACAUGAUCCAGCCAAAGUUAGACACUUGCAAGUCUUAUUUGUUCAAAUGCAUGCCACCUUGAGCUCCUUAUAGGAAAAGUGGGAUAUAAAUGUGGUAAUUGAUGAUGAUGAUGAAUGUAGUUUUCAUUAAGUUGGAGGCUGCUGCCAGUGAGGAUGGAGUAUAGUGCUAUAUAGAUAUGUGGUCUCUCAUGUGGAUCCAGAAUUGGUCUCCACAGUCACUUACGGACUCAUUGUUAAAACCGUGUUUAUGGAAGACAAUCUUGCUCGGCUACGAGUGAUUGCCAAAGAAAGAAGAAAUAUACAAACAAUUUUUUACAGCCUCAAGUACACAUGUGCUGUUAUGUCAAGUUUAUGAAACUGAAUGAUUACAGUUUUCAGUUUCAUAACGCGGCAAAUUUGGUUUUUCCCAGCUCAGUGUCACUGACAUACCAUAGUCUUGCACAAUAAUCAUUUGACCAAACUUUCCUCAGACCAACCUACUUCACUUUAGGCUUAAAAGAAGGAGGGAACCACAUUGAAACCUCUUUUUGUCUUUGUAUGUAAAAUUCUGCUUGUUUAUUUUCUAGGUCGCAAUUCACAAUAAAAUCAAAGGAAGGACAGAACUACAAGACAACCAACACAAGAGGUAAGCACAUAUUAAGCUGCCUUAUACUAAGUCAGACCAUUGGUCAAUCCCGUUCAGUAUUAUCUACACUGACUGGCAGUGACUCUCCAGGGUUUUAGGUAGGCAUCUUUUCCUGCCGAACCAAGGACAAAAUCUUGGGAUCUCCUCAUGAGUAGAUGUGCAUAAGAUUGUGCUGCGCAGUUGCAGUCCUUCACACUUCUCUGGGAGUACCGGUAAGUCCUGUUGAACUCAGUGGGACUUGUUUCUGAGUUGCAUAGGAUCCAACUUUUAGCCCUGUUUUAAGCAGAGUUUGCUUUCUCUGUUGCUUCAUUUACAACAUUUAGGAUGAAUGUUACUGCGAAAGCAGCUUUGGGACCCCAAAAUUGGUUGAACUUGGGUUUUUUUGUCAUAGUAAAAUAUUUAGAGGCUGUGGUUGUUAUUUGAGAGAGCAGUAACUUACAGUAUUGCCCCAUUUCACACAAGACUGUGGCUUUUAGCACAAACAAGCAAAUGUGGUUUUCCAGAGAGAAGGUUGUUGCUGCUGUGGAAUUUAACAGCUGGGUGACUGACUGUGUGUUUGUUUGUUUGUUUGUUUGUUUGUGUUUGUGUGUGUGUAAGGGAUAUAGACAUUUUUUGUUUUCUUAUCAGGCCUUCAGUGUCUUGAAUCACUGCCUGGUACUCAACUGUUGAAUGGCACAACUUUUCUCUUAACUGUAAUACCAUGGCAGAAAGUACUUUCCUACUAAAUUAAAAGUUUCCCCCAUUGAGAACCAGUGUGGUGUGGUGGUUAGAACAGGGAUGGGGAACCCAAGGCCCUCCAAGUGUUGUUGGGUUCCAUUUCCCAUCAGGCAUAGCCAGUAUGGCCAAAAGCCAAGGAUGAGGGGAGCUGUCACCUAGCCACAUCCCCAGGUUAGAGUAUAAGACUAGGAUAGGCAGACCAGGGUUCAAAUCCCCACUCAUCCAUUAAAAUUCCCUGAGUGUCCUUGGGCAAGUCACUGCCACCCUUUUUGUCCCCUAUUUGCUCCAGAGAGUUUGAGGAACCAACAGAAAUAGAUUUGAGGGCAUGGGGAUGGGGAGAGCGAGAGGAAGUUCCAUUGCACAAGUGGAAGCCAUCCUUGCACUAAUGGGAUGGCUUCAUUGGAUACAACCCUAAAUGUCUGUCAAAAAGUGAUUAAGUGCAGGAACUUUGCCAGGAAAAAAAAAGUGACAAUCUAAUUUGUGACGUUUAGGAUUGAUUUUUGUUUCUUUCUUUCAUAUAUAUUAAGAUUUUCUGAUUAGUAAAAUUAGCACGUGCAGUGGUCUCUGCAAUUCUAUUUAUGAAAUGUGUGCUAGAGGUGGUUGUUUGCGGCUGGAUGUGGAAGAGCAAAUAGACUGGCAGCUCACCUAGUGUGAGAGGAAACUGUACUAAUACAUGUAUUCAGUGACUAGCCCUUUUCCUUGUGAGACAAAAGAAGAAAUGAAACUUCUUUCAACAUCAGUGUUUCCUAAUGCAGUUCCUCCAACAUUGCUACUUAUAGUUUGAAGGAACUCCCAAUUUAAACAAGCUACUGCUAGAGGGGAAUAAUUUGGGUAAGCAAAACAUAAGACAUGAGCGAUGAGGAAGUAAAAGAACCCAGUAGAGUGGGGCUUUGUGAACCCUCAGCAUAUAAUGACUGCAUAGCUGUGAGAGGAUUUCUGGAGGCUUCUACACAAAGCCGGCUCAAGAUAUUUUGCCUUAAGCAAAGAACUAAAUGGUGCCCCUCCAUUCCAUGUACCAAAGACAGCCAGAGUGAUGGUUCAAUCUUACUUCUAUUCAGGCAAUUAGGCAGCAUCCUCCAAAGCUGCCCCACUCUGUAUACUGGUAAGGCCAGCAGGACAGAGACGCUAGGACAAAGACAGCUAUUACACAAUACUAUGAAUUUCAGUGACCUAGCUUUAUUCUGGCUGUUGCAUAUUGCCUGGACAAAGUUCCUCUUCUACCUUUUUUUGUUUUUGGAAGUAAUAGCUAAAAUUAGGGUGUCUGACAUCCCAUUUGUGUUAAGGUAAAAAAAAAAGGUAAAGGACCCCUGGACGGUUAAGUGCAGUCAAAGGCGACUAUGGGGUUGUGGCGCUCAUCUCGCUUUCAGGCUGAUGGAACCGGCAUUUCCGGGUCAUGUGGUCAGCAUGACUAUACCACUACUGGCACACAGAACACCAUGAUGGAAACCAGAGUGCAUGGAAAUGCUGUUUACCUUCCUGGCGCAGCAGUACCUAUUUAUCUACUUGCAUAGGUGUGCUUUUGAACUGCUAGGUUGGCAGGAGCUAGGACAGAGCAACGGGAGCUCACUCUGUUAUGGGGAUUCGAACUGCCGACCUUCCCAUCGGCAAGCCCAAGAGUCUCAGUGGUUUAGACCACAGUGCCACUUGCGUCCCUAUAUCCCGUUUGUGUAGCAGAUGUCCAUUCACACAAAUGGUGCUUCUCCUUCCUGACUUUAUCCACAUUAGUGUUGGGGGACCCUCUGGAACAAAAUGGGGGCACAUGGGCUGCAGGGGAAGAGAGGAAGGUUGCAUCAACUUCAGUGAUGUAAGAUACAGUGGUGCCUCGCAAGACGAAAUUAAUCCGUUCCGCAAGAGUCUUCGUCUAGCGGUUUUUUCGUCUUGCGAAGCAAGCCCAUUGACGGAUUAGCGCUAUUAGCGCUAUCAGCUGUAGCGGCUAUUAAAGGCUUAAAGGCUUAGGGAUUAGCUGCUAAAAGGCUAUUAAAGGCUAUUAAAGGCUUAGCAGAUUAGAUAAAGGGGAAAAGCGAAAAAAAUCUCUAGACUCGCAAGGUAUUUUCGUCUUGCGAAGCAAGCCCAUAGGGGAAUUCGUCCUGCGAAGCAACUUCAAAACGGAAAACCCUUUCGUCUAGCGGUUUUUCCGUCUUGCGAGGCAUUCGUCUUGCGGGGCACCACUGUAUUGCCCUGGAACUUCUGAAAUUUUAACAAUGAAGGUCUCUUUUAAAAUUUGCUAGUACUGCACUAGCAGAAACACAUGAAGGUGGCAUGUGAGGCUAUGUGAAUGACUAAUUUUCUCUAUGGGAUUUGUGGUUGGUUGACAGCAAGUAACCUCAGCAACUGCAGUGGAAAACACACUGGCAUUUAUAGCCAGAGCUGCCAAAGCAAAUAGAUGGAAAAUAGAAGCUAUUGGAAAAACAAAUUAUUUGAAGCCAUAUUUUAAACGGUGCAGACUAAUUUUUCAUUUAAUUAAAUAUGAGGAAUUGCCAGGCUGGAUUUCCAAAAUGUAUCGGGUCUUGCACCAACAACACUGGCUUUCAGUUUGUUUCUAGGUACAAUGCAAGGUGCUGUUUGUUACCUCAAAAUCCCUUAGUUUUUUGUGGCCAGGGUAUCUGAAAGACUGCCUCCUCCUUGUGAACCUGCCUGUAAUGUAAGAUCAGAUUCAUAGGCCCUGAUGUAUGUCCUAUCUCUAUGAGAAGCUAGGUUUAUGGGGAAAUUGGGCAGGUCCUUUGGGCAGCAUCCCAUUAUGGAAUUCCCUCACUCGGAAAGCGAGACAAGACUAGCUUCAUCUUCAUUUAGUUUUCAGAAAGCCAUUAAAUCUUCUUAGUACCACAUGGCUUUCAGAUUAUUAUAAACAUAAUCAACUUUUCUGUUGUUUUUUAAAUGUUUGUUAUAAUACUGCUUUAAAGUUUUGAGGUAAAAGUUUAUAAAUCUAAGUCACCAUCUUCCAUAUUAAACCGCUCCUGCUUUAAAAUCAGUAGAUGAGGCCCUCCUGAUGGUUCCUUCUCAGGAUGAGGUACAUGAUGUGCCCCCCCGAAAAGGGCCUUUUCAGUGGUGACUCCUCAUAUAUGGAACUCCCUCCCUACUGUGGUAUGUCUGGCCCCAUUUCUUUAUAGUUUUAGGUGGUUAUUGAACACAAAGCUUUUUAGGCUGGUAUUUGGAGGAGGACAGACCUGAUUGCUGUUGCUGCUAUUAGUAACUGUUUUAGUGAUUUGUUAUUGUGUUUUAUGGAUUUAUAAAAUAUGCAUUUGCUCAUUGUAAACCAACUUGUGCCUUGUGCAUAGAGUGGUAUAUAAAUUAUAUUGUUUAAUUAAUUGUUGCCUUGGGGGCCCAUUUUUGCCCAAAGUGCGGUUCAUAAAUAUUUUUUACAAUAAGCUAAAAAAAUUAAAUUGGGUAUUGAUGGGGACUAGAAACAUGCCAAGUCUAAAUACGACACUGAAUUCAGUGGAAGUAUCACUGCUAUAUGCCAAGUCAUUUAAUCUUCCUUUCUCUCCUCUCUAUGAUACUUCAAAGAAAGAGGAACUGAGGUCUCCAGUCUUGAUAGCGAGCUUGUAGGAUGGCAGUUGAUGCUGGCAAGUGAUAAUAACAUGCAGUUAUAUGAUGGACUACAAUCUGAUCAAAGUGCCAUUUAUGUGAAUAAUAUAUCUUCCUGUUUCCCAUCAGUAAAAAGAAAGACGUCUUUAACCCUCAGGGUGUCUCAGUCAUAAACCAGAGAAAAGACUGCUGCUCUUUGUCAAGUAGAGUUCCAGAUAUAUUCUCCUUUAUCCUUUUUAGAAAAUUGAAACAACUAUGAGGUCCGAUUUUAGUUCUUGAUGUACCGUAUAGCUGAGCUUCAGUGCUUAAAAAGAGUAAAGUGGAAGUUUCUGCUUGUUUGAUGCAGAUAAUGCAUAUUUCUUCCGGCCUGUUUCAGUGAGGCAACGUUGGCUUUGAAACCACGUACUUUCUUAGAUCGUAAGAGCUGUGUCUGUUCUUAAGUAACAACAGUAGACACAGUUCUUAUUGGUGGAUGUGUGUUCUUAUUGGUGGAUGUCUUCACACAGAAUGAAACUGAGUGUAUGACUUUCUACGCUUCCUACUGUGGCGUGGGAGGAAAUGGAGGCAGAGACCGAAAGGUUACUUAUCACAACUCAGAAAGCAUGUACUGUGGCUGUGUACAGAAGGCAGUUGGUAGUGGAAUCAAGGCAUCUUAUAUAUAUAUAAGUUCUUCACAUCAUCUACACAGUGUUGUCCUAAUGCAAAUGACAGCCUGCCCUUCCCACCCCCGUUCAAUUUGGAUUUUCCAGAUGCAUGGAUGGUGAGGGAAUGGGUGAGUGGGGAAUAAAUCCAACCUAAAAUUGUAAGUUAGCCAACUGUGGACAUACUGGAGCACAUUGUGUGGGAGUUUUUUUAACAUGUGGUGAUGUUUUGCUGGGUGCCAUCUAUUAUGACACAUCCUGCUUCCGCUAGUCAGGUGCUCCUUUAUGGGCUGCUGGUGGAGUCCACAUGACACACAGAUUUCUUUUGUGUGGUAUUUUUGACCCACUGUUUUCUGCAAGUCUGGUAUAUAGGAAACUUGUAUCUCAGAAAACUUGGCCAUGUGCACAAGACACAGUGCAAAUACAUCCCAUCAGGUACCACACACUCAAAUGGAUGGGAAUCAUAGGGAUGCAGUUAAUUUGCUAGUGUGUUGACAAAUGUGUGCAAAAGCACAGAAGAGUCAGAUCUCUGUGACCCACAUGGUGAAGGUGUGGGAGCCACAUGGUGAACUGGUGAAGGGAAAUGCUUUGCAGUUAAACCUGAACAUGAUAGCAAGCACUUGCUUACCUAGGGAAAUUUUCUUAGCCCUGUAGGAGUGCAGGACCUUUGCAUGCAUCACAGGUGUGGGGGUAAAAUAAAGAGGGGAAGGCAUCUUCUCAUAGCACUGAGUCAGGUGAAAGGAUGGGAGAAACCUGCUGAUAAAUGAUUCAGUCUGUUCUUGUCAGGAGGACUAAAGGAUAUGUGCUCUGUUUGGGAUCUGAGAGUGCUUUCUCAGAGGUCUUUCCACUCAGUCUGUCCAUUCAGCACAUGGGGAUAUGCAGUACUAAUUUCCAACAUGAAUAUGAAUAUGAAUUUGUUUUAUUUGUGCAGAGAAUUUAUGUUGCACCCCUAUUGGUGUAACUCUCAAGGCAGCUGAAUGCAUAAUCAAAGAGAGGGCGAUAAAUUUGUUUUGAACCAGCCACCAGUGUAACAGAGGUCUCCACAUGCUCUAGAGAAAUGACAACUCAGUAACUGUGAAAGAGGGCCGGGUACAUUUCCGUUUGCUGUCACAAUGGUCAGAGUGUGAUAAAAGAGUGUGGUUUCCUCUUAAGCAUGUGAGAGCUGAUGGGAACACUGUGCUGGCAGGGACAAGCUUCUGAGUUCAGGGUUCAGCCUCUGAAGAGUAUAUACACUCUGGCAUCUUCCUCCACUUGCUCAGGCUUUCCCUAUUGCUCAGGCCUUCCCUAGACCAGUCAAGUAUGGAGGCUGACAGAGAGACACCGGUGGGGGAAACCACUGGGAAAGACAACAAAAAAGUAUGUAGUCUUUUCUUUCACUUUAGAAUGUUCUUUAGUGGCUUGUUGCAGCUCUUGCUUUUCAAUUUCCUCCCUUUCAUGUUCUGCUUCAACCUGCUGAGAUACUGAAACCUUUGGGGGUGCUUUAGAUCCCAUUCUUAAAUUUCUUAAUACAUUUCUUCUAAAGAGCUUUUUUAGAUUCACAACCAUCCGUUAGGGUAGGUUAGGCUGAGAGGCCAUGAGCUACUUAAUGAGGAUUUUCGACCUGGAUUUGUUACAUCAAGCCCAGUACUCUAGCUACUGAUUCUUACCUUGAGGUCUAGCUUUUACCCACUUUUUGCAGGGCAGGGGAUGAGAUGCCCUGGCAGUUGCAGUCUUGGAAAAGAAUAGUGUGCAGACCACAUGAGCCAGAUUGUAGAGGAACAUCUAAGGGCUUUUUGCUUCCUGAUAUUUGUCAAGUCCUUGCAUAACAUUUGGUGUAACUUGUUAAUUUUGCACGUGCAAAAUCAGCUAGCGUUAAAUACUUCCUGGUGGGUUAGUUGAUGAAGAAAUGGCCCUGACAAAUAAUAUGUCCACUGACCAUAGACAAUCAUGCCACGUUUUCUUGCAGUAGCUAUCCAGGGCUUAACAAGUAGCUAGUCUCUGUUCAUCAAGCAAUUUAUGACUUGUUGAUCUGAUCCAGUAUCCUUUCCCUCCUGUGGUCAUUUCUGAUGCCUUGCAAGAUAGGAAUUGGGAGGAGAAUACUAUUUUUUUUUUAAUGAUAUUUAUUGAGAAUUUAAAAUUACAGAAAGAGAAAGGAAAAAACAAGAAAAAAGAAAAGGAAAAAAGGUAGACAAAAAGAGAGAUUAAACAAUAUAAGUCAAUAAAAACAAAAGUCAAAAAAACAAAAACAAAGCACACAAUACAUCAGAAUCAAAAAACAAAAAUAAACAAAAAAUUUAAAAGCAAAUCCAAUAUUCCCAAAUCUUUAUCUUUCAUUAACUUGUUUCAUCGACCUCCUCACACCUCCCUUUUUUGUAUUCUAGUUAUUAAUUAUCUCAGCAAAUCCUUUCCAUCUUUCACAAUAUUCUGUCAUUAAAUUAUCUUAAUCUAUUUUAACCUUAUCUUACCAUAAAAAACCCUAAAGCUUAAAACUUAAAUCUUAUUUAUACCUAAUUUUUUUUAACAAAACAUAUUUAUACAUAAUUCUUUUUAACAUUUCUACUAAAGCCAAAUAGUUUCAUUCCAACAUUUUUCUAAUACUCAUUAAUUUUACAAUGAUUUUCUAAAUGAAUUUUUAAAACUUUCUUCCAAUCUUCAUCAGUCAUCUCUUCUUCCUGGUCUCGGGUUUUGUCAGUCCUUUCUGUCCCAUCCAUCUAGUCCAUCAACCUGGUGACCUUUUAUCUGAGGCUCUUAAGUCUUUUCCAUGUCCCUUCUGCAGGUCUUCUUCAUGUUUAUACCUGCACUUUACUUUAUCUUCUGCUGAUCUUAUUCUUAAUUUCCUUCCUUUCUCUUGGGGAAACUCCAACUUGACAAUAUCUUUGUCCCUUCUCGACAAGUCAGCCCAUUCUCCAUAGUCGACACUGAAAUCCAAAAGAUAUUUGAAGGCAUGUUUCAAAGUCCCUCCAAGGUUAAGGACCCCCACAACUCCAAACUCCCCCUGGCCCAAAGCCAGAUCCGAAAAGUCAAAACAUCCCUGCAUAGGGGGAUCUAUCCAACUUCCCAUCUCCAGACCAAACAGUACUCCAUCUCUCCAAAUCUGACUUUCUCCAGGUUCAGUCGUCAAAAACAGCAACUUAUGUUCCUGCAAGGCCGCAGCUCUCUCCAUUUCUGGUACUUGAGGUUCAGCAACUACCUCCUCGUUUAUCUUCUUCACCACUUGCUCUGUCAAAGCACAUUCCUGGAUUGAUUCCUGAGUGGUUUCUAUAUAAGUAUUCACUGUUUGUCCAAAAUUUCCAACUGCAACAGUCAUCAAAUCCAUCUUCUCAUGUAGCUGUUCCAGUAAAGCACUUGUCUUGCAAAAAGCAAGCACUAAAGCUUCUUCUGGGCACAUUCUUGUUCAAGGUCGGUGUCUAAUUCCCACGAUCUUUUAUCUCUACAGCUGUAGAAUUCCCCAGAUCGACUCCAGCAACAGUAUCACAAGCUCCCUCUAGAGGAAACAAUUUCUAUUUGUAUCCGUCUUUUUAAAAGCAGAUCUAGCAACAAAGUUCCUUUCGUUUUCCAGAUAUUUUGUUCCUUUUAAGUGCAAAAGGGAACAUUGGAAUCAAUAUGUUUCUCUUUUUUUAACUAUCUGUCAAAAACGUUUUAUCCACAGUCAAUGAACUUCCCCAAAGUGUCUGUCUCUGACACCCCGCUCCCAGGAUCAAGACGGUGGAAAUUUAUCUUUCUUUACUCUCUCUUCUGCAGGUUUAAACAGUCUAAAAAGAUUCCCCCCUCUUCUCCUGCUUCCAAGGGGGGUUUAGUGAUUUUAACUGAUGGAAAUUUAGUUCUUUACAAAUGACUUUCCAGACUCUAGCUUGCAAUGUCUUUGCUUCAAUCUAUUUACAAAAGCAGAAGGCGGACUUCCUGUUUAGACCUUCCCACUUCGGUGCCAAAUUAAAAAGUUUCUUAAUCCAAUUUUCCGUUCUACUCACGGGCAGUUGUUUAAAAUCCAAUUGUCCACAGGAAAAAGUCAGUGCUCUCCGGCAACAGCAAUGCGGCUUCACUGGGAGGAGAAUACUAUUGAUGCAAACCUGCCUUUUAAAUUCCUAAUCAGAAAACAAAGACUCAUCGGAGCAAGUCUUGUUCUUGCUGUGCUGUAAAACUCCUUUCCACUUCCUCACCCAGCCUGUACUAACUAGUUACGGCUGUGGUUAUGGCAUGGUAUGGUUCUCUUAUUUCUAAAAGAAAGAAAGCACAACUUGCGAGUCAGCAAGCAGCAACUCACAACCCUUUUUAUAGUGGUGUUUGUUUUUACAAUGUGGAAAAUGUCUGACAGGGAUCUUAAAAUAAAUAAAUCCAUAUUUUAAAAAACCAAAUGAACACUCAAACCUGGAAAAUGUAGAGAGCACACAGCAAAGCUGCUAAAAAUAACACACAUACCUCUUUGCCUCUAAGACCAGAAGCAGAAGUCAAGGCAUCAACAUCUCUAGAACCUGGGUAGGCAAACUAAGGCCCGGGGCCGGAUCCAGCCCAAUCGCCUUCUCAAUCCGGCCCACAGACGGUCUGGAAAUCAGCAUGUUUUUACAUGAGUAGAAUGUGUCCUUUUAUUUAAAAUGCAUCUCUGGGUUAUUUGUGGGGCAUAGGAAUUCGUUCAUUUUUUAUCCCCAAAAUAUAUUCCGGCCCACCAGAAGGUCUGAGGGACAAUGGAUCGGCCCCCUGCUGAAAAAGUUUGCUGACUCCUGAUCUAGAAUGUUUCGUAAUAUGUAGCAUUGUCUGAAAGCCAUUGCGGUUGACUCUCUCUUUUCUUCUUCUUUGGCUUUAUUGAAAAAAAGAUUAAUUAGGAAAGGUAUUAGAUCUUCCUAAUAAAGCAGAAUGAUAUAUAUUUUUUUAAGAAAAAAUUCUUGGUUUUGCUUAUGUAUAUGUUGCUGACUUUGAUAAUGAUUUUGUGUGUGUGUGUUCUGUGUUAGGUUUAAAGUUGUAAUAAAGUUUUAAAAAACACAUGGAAGGUCAUGAUCACUCAUGGUGGGUGGAACAUACAGGACAGAAUUAGGAAGAAACAUUGGCACAUGUCCUUGUUGCCUUCCAGGGCAGUGCUCAUGAUGGCCUGAUUUUGUGUUGAGGGGGUAUUGAUUGCAACCAACCACAAGCUGCAAAUGGGGGGUGGAUGGGUAUGCACCACAUUCUCCCCUACCCUCAGUUUUACCUGAUCUUCACCCUUCCCUGUGAAGCAUUUUUCUCCUGACUACCAGGACAACUCUAGUGAAGCUAGCAUGCUUAUGUUAGCUACAGACUACAGUGGUACCUCGGGUUACAAACCCUUCGGGUUACAGACUCUGCUAACUCAGAAGUAAUACCUUGGGUUAAGAACUUUACCUCAGGAUGAGAACAGAAAUCGCGCGCUGGCGGCAGCGGGAGGCCCCAUUAGCUAAAGUGGUACCUCAGGUUAAGAAUGGUUUCAGGUUAAGAACAGACCUCCAAAACGAAUUAAGUUCAUAACCAGAGGUACCAAUGUAUUGUGGGAGUAAUGGUGGUGUGUGGAAUUGGUUCCUUCUACUUUCCUUGCGCAGGACCAUUAUUCUAUACAUACAGUACCUGCAGUGUUAUCUGCAAACUGGGAGGGUGGGUAGCUGUUAGCUGUAGUUAGUAGUGAUGAAUUGUCAAGGCAGCCAAACCAUUUUCUUCCUGGAACACACGUUGGGAGCACUGCGUACUCUUGCUUUUCAAACCAGGUUCACAGACUUACUAGUGCAUCUUUUUAAUACUCCUCAUCAACUUGUCUGGGCUCUUAAGAAUUCACAUAUAUAAUGCCAGCAUUUAUUGCUCACUUUCUCCAGCUGGUGAUUCCUCAGGCUGAGGACAACCUCCCAGCAGUUUUCUUGUGCAGUACAUUUGCUGGGCAGACAGUCAGAAAAGCCUCAUCUUCAGUUUUCUGUCUCUUGUGUAAAGUACACAGCAGACCUAUAAAAGGAAAUCAUUUCAUUUUCAAGCUACUGUUCCCAGUCUUUUUACCAUAGUAAUUUGUCAGUAGUUAAGGUUGCUCCAGGUUUCCUUCUGUUGUGCCCAAUCCCUGUAAGAUUGCUUGCAAUAAACAUUAAUGCCAAUAACCCAUUGUGUUUAAUAAAGAAAGGGUUGUUGUAGUUUUGGUUGUUGUUUACAUUAUACUGUGAAAUCAUGUGAAUAUUACAGAGGAGUAGAGCUGUUUUUUGUAAGAAAAUGUAAACAUUUAGGGUAGUAUCCAAUGAAGUCGUUCCAUGAGUUCAAAGACUUCUCCCUGCGUAGCCCCUGGACCCUCCCCAUAGCUGCUCCAGAGGGUUGGGGGAAACCCCAUAACAGCUUAAAGGGGUGCAUAAGGAGAGGGAAGGAAAGUGCCAUUGUGCAUCCAGAAGUCUGUGUUCGAAUGGAAUUGCUUCAUUGCAUGCUGCCCUUAAUUCACGAGACAAAUAGCGGAAUUGUUACUGGCUGUUCUUUUAUUCUAAAAGUUCUUGAGAUGUAUGUCUACCUGAGAACCUAGAUGCCCUGCAGGCUUGCUCCAUAUUUUGGGAAAUGCUCUGUGUACUUGGUGUUGGGGAAAGGACUCCACUUGUACUUUAAGGCACCCACAUCUCUAUAGAAUGUUUUGUAUUUAUUUAGCAUUGUUUGAGUGUUAAAAAGGAGAGUACAGUGGUACCUCGGGUUAAGUACUUAAUUUGUUCCUAAAACUGUUCUUAACCUGAAGCACCACUUUAGCUAAUAGGGCCUCCCGCUGCCACUGCUGCGCCGCCAGAGCACAAUUUCUGUUCUCAUCCUGAAGCACUAUUUCUGGGUUAGCAGAGUCUGUAACCUGAAGCGUAUGUAACCUGAAGCGUAUGUAACCUGAGGUACCACUGUAAUUGCAUUCUGCUUUUCUUCCCCCUCUGUCUUUAUUGAAAAUAAGAUUUAUUUGGGAAGGUAGACGACUUUUAAAUAUGGCAUAAUGACUUUUUAAAAAACUUGCUUUUGCUUAUGUAUAUAUUUCUGAUUUUGAUGAUGUUUUUGUGUUAGUUUUAAAGUUACAAUGUGGUAAGCAUUUGUGGUAAUGCAUUUGCCCCAUUUUGGGACCCCUCCUGAUCCAUUCUGCUGAGUAAGACCCUGCAUUCCUGCCCCAAAGUUUUACUUUGACAGCACCACUGAUUACAGCUUGUCAAUGAAAGUCUUUUUCUUUUGUUUUCCCCAGAUGGACCUGUCUCAUAAAUUCUCUAAGAGAGAGGUAAGAAUCUAUUCAUUCCUAAUAGUAUACAAUCACAGAGCCUUGGUGGAUCAUGCCAAAGGACCACUUGUUCAGCAGCUUUAUUUCCAACAAUGGGCACCCGGGAGGCUGUGCACACACCAUGUGUUUAAAGUGCAUUACUUCCCCCAAAGAAUCCUGGCAACUGUAGUUUGUUUAAGUUGCUGGGAAUUGUAGCUCUGUGAAGUGGAAACUAGUUUCCAAGAUCCUUUGGCCGGAGGAAUGUGCUUUAAAAGUAUGGUCCAUAUGUAGAUGCCUCUGGAAAACAUUCAAAGAAGGGUUUGUAGGUGUCCUGACACCUGCUAUUCAGAGACUGUCUUGCCUGUGCUCUGAACCUAGAAGCUUCAUUUAGCCAUCACAGCUUAUAGCCAUUAACACAUAUUCCUCCAUGGAUUUGUCUAAUCCCUUUUAAGGCCAUUUAGUUCAUUGACUGCCUCCACACCCUCAGGCAAUGAAUUCCAUAAGGUAAUGAUGCAUUCUGUGAAAUAGUACUUUCCCUUUUUUGUGUGUGUGUCUGGGUUAUACAGCCAGAUUCAGUGGGUGAGCUCGAAUAUUAUGUACUGUUUUUAGAAAAAGGGACAGAUUUGUUAUCUCCAAUCAUUAUGCCUAGGUAUCUAGCUGUUGUGAAGUUGUUGUUGUUGUUGUUAAUUACCCACCCAUCACUGUAAGGCCCUCAAGCUGGUUACAACAAUUUAACAUACAGUUUAAAACAGUUUUAAAACUUACAAAAAAAAAUAAAUAGAAAAAGAUGGGUGGGUCCUAAAAAUGUAUAUCUCAAGUGUCAGAAGCAGAGAUGAAGAGGUGUAUUUCAGCAUGAAAUAAAGCGUGAAACCAGGGUGGAUUUGAUUUAAAUCAAAAGGAUUUAAAUCAGGAUUUAAAUCAGGAUUUAAAUCACUAGUCAGUAAGACUUGAUUUAAAUCACUAGUCAGUAGGACUUGAUUUAAAUCAUUUUUUUACAGAAAGACUAAUUCUUGCUGGUAUAAUCUUAAUGUUUACAACCAAAUGAAGGUUUCAUUUUUGGAAUAAUAAAUUUAGUUUUUAUUUACAGUUUUUACAGUUAUAGAAAAAAUAACUGAUUUGGUUAUACUAUUACAAAUACAUUAACAGAUAAUUAUGAAAUUAUUAUGAGGCUUAAUAAAUUAACUAUUUAUAUUUGGACAACUUUUCUACUGUACUUUAAUGGAAGGAGAAAAAUAAUCAUUUCCUUAAUAAUAAUUUAAACAAUUUAUUUAACUAAAACAAUAACAUUAUAGCAUAUGUAUCCAUGUUCGUUAACUGCUGUGGUUAAACAUUUUUUUUUUUAAAAAAAACUUAGACUGAAAAACUUAAAACCAAUCCUUAUAUCCUGAUGAAUAGCCUUUGGACUAUAAUGUAACUAAAAUAGAAAGCUAUCUUUAGAAAGAUUUUCCCUCCAAAAGCAUUUUAUUUUAAAAAUUCGAUUUAAAUAAAAAAUCCAUUUUAAAAAAAAUUAUUGAUUUUUUUAUCCACCCUGUGUGAAACACACCCACACCAUGCCAUACAGCCUGGAGCUGUUUCCUGUGCAGAGUUCCUAGUUUGUUGUGGCAGACUGUCAACUUCACUGUGUUAGGUUGGUUAGUGUGACUGUAACUCCUGAUCAUCGUUGCUGCUUUGCUCCAUCUUCCCAUCUUCUUGGCAAGCCCAGAGCUCAGGAAACAAGUCAUCCAAAGCAGCAGGGGAGCUGUCCAUCUAUAGAGACUCUCUAGCUGGACAGCUCCCAUCACAGACAACAGACAGAAGAUGAGUCACAGCAACUGCUGGGCACCAGCUGGGCAGCUUUAUAGCUGAUUCUACUUCUCCAACCCCAAACAGGAGCAGCAGCAGCAGGGCGCUGAUCCAGAGCACAUAUUGUUUCUGGCUUCCUUCUCCCUAGUAGCACCAAGAGAAGGGAGGCAUUGUGUUGUCAGAUAUAUGCUGCACUUUGCACUUUCUGGGCUGGUUCUUUACGCAGAUCUGCUGCUGUUUCUGCUCCUGGGGGAUUUUGAGGAUCUAGCAUUGGAGAGUAGGGCCAGUCAUGGUGUAUUAGGUUCUUUCUGACUGGGGCAGCUUUCUGGGUGAUGAUCUCGAUAGGUGCUAGGGGCACCAUUGGAAUCUCCCUCCUCCAAGGUCCUGUUGGCAUCAGUCUGCCUUGAGACACAAUAGGCGUGCCUCUAGAGCUGAAGUCAAAGUGCUGUGUUAGUCUAAAAGGAAGGGAGUUGGUCAUGGCAGGUUGGAAGGGGGUUCUGCCAUGUGAUAAUUGGUUUGAAUCAGAUGGCCUUGUGGCUACUUCCACUUCUCUGGUUCUACAUCAUGAAAUCCAGCCCUGAGAUAUGUUAAAAUGGAUUAUUAGUAUGAAAAACCCUUCCCUUAUGAACAACAACCUUAUUCUGUUCAAGGUUCCCUUUGGUUAACCAAUCCACAAUAAAGUAAGAAUGCAGGGACAGUAACCCAGAAGACUUUGGCUUUGUUUUGAUCUGUUUCUAAUGUGCUGUUGCAGCGCACCCUGCUAUAUGAAGAGGUCCUCUACACCAUUCUCCAUCGCUUGGGCAAACCAGAACUUAGCCAUGUUGCUGAUCCAGAAGAGCUGUACACAUAUGUGCAGAAGGUCAGAUGAAAGCCAAGUCCAUCUUGUCUCAUUAAUAUCCAGCCUAAAGUCUGGCAUCCAUCUCUGUUUGGGGUUGUGUUCUUGCCUUGCCCAUUUAUUUUCCUCCCACUGCAAGAAAUGACUGUCUCAGUUUUGUUAAUAUCCCUACCACCAUCACACCCACAAGACAUCCCAAAUGACAUCUUGAGGAAAGUGCUUAUUCUCUGCUAUAUGGAGUCCAUUUGUCAGAGAAGAACUGCAGGCAAGUAAUGGUGACAGUAGAAGCCAACAGACAAAACUUUACUUGCUAGGCUUCAUUCCUUAAGAAGGCCUGAUGUUUGAGAGGCCACCUGAAAUUGCCUUUUUCAGAAAGCUAGUGGCUAGGCUUAGGAUGUUCUGCGGUAGAUAAUUUUGGUACAACUUGCCUUAGAAAAUAAACAGUGGAAAAAUGUUCUGUCUGCACCAUAUUCUGUGUCCUGUCCCAGCCCGCAUUAAUAUUUAUUUAAAGUUGGUGCCACGUGAAAGAUGUACUAACCUUUCCUCAGCAUCCCUUUUCUAUAUCUGGGUAUUAUUGCCUCUUCCACCAUCAGGGUUCCUUUCUCCUCUCUUCCUUUUAAUUUCAUAAUUUGACAUUGUGGAUACCCAUCCCUUUUCAAGGUGGCUUGCACAAUUCCUUGCUACUUCCCACUCCCACAGAGAGUUAUGGUCCCCCUUAUGUUUUGCAAUAAAGGUGAUAUUCAAACAAGCAAUUGGUCUCUACUGGGAUGAGUGUCUGUUUGGGCACAGAAUUGAUGCUGUUUGAAAGACAGCCUGUAAAGCUGACCCAAAUAGCCUGCUGAUCCAAUGAUCAGGAAAGAUGUACGUAAGGAGAAUGUGCAAGCAGCUAUCCUGAGACAUCAAGAGACAAUGAAAACUGAAGCCCUAAGAACUGUAACAAAUUGUUCUUCUUUUAAGCCAAGCAUGGGGAACCUGUUGCCCUCCAGUUAUUGUUGGGACUCUAGUUCCUAUCAGCUCCUGCCAGCAUCGCCAGUUGUCAGGGGUGAUGGGAAUUGUAGUCUGGAGAGCUAUCAGUUCCUCAGCUCUAUUUUAUGUGUAGGUAAUCUAAAAUAAUCUGUGUCAAGGCUAUAAGGGAUUACUCUUAGCAUGCCUGCUCGAUGCUGUUUCCCUUCACUGAGCUCAAGGUGAUGGAACUUGCCCCACUUCAUGCAGUAUUAUAAAAACAAGUAGGUCUCUAAUUGUUUCUUUUCCAAUAUCUCAACCAGGCCUUCAAUAUGGAUCCAGAAGAGCAUAAUAUUCUACUACAGAGGGUCAAAGAGCUAGAGGUAAAGUCUAAGGGGAGGGGAACUCAGACCUUCUCUUUAUCUGGGCCUCAUAACUCUCUCCAGACCCCACCUUCUCCCUAGCCAUGCCCCUCACCAGCUCUGCUUCACACACACCAUGAGUGUUUUUCCUAACUGCUUGCACUUGCUUGUUCUCUGGCAGAAUGACAAACAUGGCACAGGUGUUACAGGUCACUGCAGCAGCUCCCUUGCUCCCCCAUUCUCUGGUCCUAUGCACACCAAGAGACAGAACUCUGGGCCUUCCCCUUAAACUACCCCACUAAAUGCCCUUGCAAAUGCCCCUGUUUGUGAGGUCUGGUUGUAAGCUCCCAGGAUCUGCAAUGAGCGAAGUUUGACUGCUGCUGGUUGCUAACUCCUCCCUCAGCCUGGCUUCCUCUCAGUUGUAACUCCUCCCCCUCAGAUCCUGUGUUCCCACAGAGCCAUCAGCCACACACACACCCCCCUCAGCCUCCAAAAGCUCACUCUUCAGUCUCCUCCAGCAAUCCUUGUUCCUGUUUGCGAGGUCUGUUCGCAAACUCCCAGGAUCUGCUCUGUGGAUCUGUUCUGUGCUCUUUUUGAAGGAUUGAAUGACUCACAAGUUAAAUGUAUUCUUUCUAUUUCUUCUUCAGAAACCAAUUUUUUGUCUUAAAGCAACUGUGAAGCAAGCCAGGGGCAUUCUGGGUAAAGAUGUCAGUGGUGAGUGGACAACUCAAAGGGACUUUUGAACCUAAAAAUAUGGUUCCUCCUUCAGCUCAGGAUGGGCUUCUCCCUGUAAAACACUGAGAACAUGAGGACAUUUUCCAACUCCCAUCCUGCUGGUGGUGAUGGGGCCUUAACAUAUAAAUCCCUGUACGUUUCAAUCCCUGUACGUUUCAAUAGCUACUUCUGUGCUUGCAGGAUUCAGCGACCCAUACUGCCUCCUAGGGAUAGAAGAGAAAACUCGGGACUCUUCCACCAGUGGUGGCUCCCGUCAAGAGAACAAAAAGCGAUCAAAGGCUGUGGUGAAGAAUCUGCUCCCUGAAGACCAGACUCACCGCACCCAAAUCAUCAGUCAGACUCUAAAUCCUGUGUGGAAUGAAACCUUUAUCCUGUACGUCUUGCUUCCUUAAGAGUGUGUGUUUUGCUUCUGACAAUUUGGGGUGCUUCCUCUUCCCAGUCCUUGCAGGAACCACAGGCAAGAACCAGAUCUCCAAAUCUGCCUCUUCUGUGUAUGUAAGCAUCGCCCAUGAAAGUAGUAAGGGGGUUGGCAGCUGGCGAAAGGAGUAGUUAUGCAGGUUAUCCUUAUUGGAGAAGUGAUUCUCUAGUAGUUUGACGUUUUGCAGCAUGGUUUCAGACCACUGCCAUGAGAUCCAGACUAAUAUUCAGUAGGGUGGCAAACCCAGAGAAAGUGGUUUGUUGCCCUGUGAGAAGAUCUGCUGCUGUUUGGGUUGAGGGUGACUCAGAUAGAUGAAUAUAUAUAGCUGUCUGAAAAUCCAGGACAAUUCUAAAAAUAAUGCCUAUAAUCAGCUGGUUGUCAUAAUGAGGUAGGCUUGUUUACAUAUGGCUGUUAUGGGGGUUGUUUUGCUUUCAUGGUGUAAUGUAUUUAUAUUCAUGUUUUCAAAUGUGUUAUGUAGGUUUGCAUGGGGACUUUCAGGUAGCAAGUGGCUAACAAGCCUAAGAUAUAAAUAAAUCCUUAUGCAUAGUGUGCCCUUCGCCAUAUGUUCACAAGGCAGAAAUGCAUCAUGUAAAAAUAGUAAAAUAAACAGUGAACGCUAUAAAAUGUCAAAAGAAUAAAACAAAACAUCAGCGGGGUAUAAAAGCAGGUGAUUAAAAUUAUCAGGGUGGUUCCCAACAUCAGCAGUUUCCAAAGUUCUGGGGAAGGAGGUACCUCUUUAGUUUCUGGUGGAAAAUUAGCAAUGCAUAAACAGCAACAAGACCGAAAAUAUGAAAGUAGUGCUGUAUUGCACUCUCUAAGAGCACAUAAAUCAAAAUAUAAAUAAAGUUACAUAUUGCACUGUGUUGCUUAAUUGUAUCAGAAGGCAGAACCCUGGUUGAAAGUUCGCUUUGACUAAAUCGAUGUUUCCCAAACUUAGGUCUCCAGCUGUUUUUGGACCACAACUCCCAUCAUCCCUAGCUAGCAGGACCAGUGGUCAGGAACUGAUAGGAACUAUAGUCCCAAAACAGCUAGAAACCUAGGUUAGAGAAACACUGGACUUAAAUGGUCCUUUUACAUCCCAUCUAUUUAAUUAUCUGGCAUCCCUGGGAAGAGUGACAAUACCACAUUCUCCAGAAGGAAACGUACCCAAGUCCUUCAUUUGCAUUACUGGCUGAUAGAAGCUCUUUUGCCUGUGCAGCUGCUUAUUCUUUGGUAUAUUGUUAGCUGUAAUCAUAGUUUGCUUUAAUUGCAACAUUAUUUAUUUUUGGUUAUAUAUGGGCCACUUUUCAGUUUCUUGGAGGAAAGGUGAGAUAAAAAUGGAGUGAAUUUUCAACUGCAUAUUCAUUGCAUUAAUAAAAUGUUCCAAUUUUACCUUCUAGGGAGUUUAAAGAUAUAGAGAAUGCCUGGUUACAUCUAGACAUGUGGUAAGUAGGGUUGGGUGUUAUUCCUCACAGCACUUGUACCCUUUGUGACAUUUGAAUUGUAUGGCUUCAAAGAUCUCUGUGGAGUUGGUCAGGCCUAACAUUGCACCCUCACAGAAAUAUACCACUCUGCUAAUGUCAGUCCAUCUGUCCAGAAUACUAAAUUGUCUUUUGGCUGACACUCUUCUCAUUUUGUUUCCAUCUCUUUCUCUGUUUCGCUUGUACAUCUUUAAAUCUGUUUCUUGUAGGGACUCGGAUGAUGAUGUCGAAACUGUGCGCCACAAACUGGGAGAGUUGACAGACCUCCAUGGCCUGAAGAGGUUUGUACUAACCAUGGGCCAUUUCACGUUAAUGUAGGGUCAUCCAGAGAGGCUAUUGGACAAGCAAGAAAAGGCAUUUAAAGAACAAAAUGGAACAAUAUUCUGUGCUCUUCUGUACAAGAGAAGUCUCCCCUUGCCAUUUCACCCUCUCUGGUUUGCUUUUUCCUCUCCAGGAUUUUUAAGGAAGCUCGCAAGGACAAAGGGCAGGAUGACUUUCUGGGGAAUGUGGUACUUCGCCUGCAGGUGAGGAAGGGAAGAGCGAAUUUUCAUGGCAAUGUUUUACCUGUUGGCAUCCUGGUCUUCCUUGAGCCAUGGUUAAUCCUCACAAAUAAUUCACAUGUCAUAAAGUGGUUAACCAAAACUUUGAGUUAGGGAGGUGGGAUUCUCUAUGUGUCUCCUGCAAAUGCGCAUGUGAGAUUGUUUGGCAUGUGGCUCCCAGAGGGUUGGUUAAGGAUAAGUGUGGCUGUCAAUCAAAGAAGUUUAAUUAUCCCUGCUUUAGAUAAAGAAAGCCGUCUUGGUUCAUUAUUAUUUUUUAAAUCCAGUGUGGUCCAGGGAAGAUGGGACCUGUGUGGCAGCUGGCAUGGUAUGUGCCACUAAAAGAGAUCCAGAUUCCAGAGUUGGUCUUUGUUGUCACUCCAACCUCACUGAUUGGAGGGAGCAGGUUCAAAUCUGUAAUUUACCAAACUGUAACCAUAGCAACAAAUUGAUUAAACGCUGCGGUCAUGUUGAAAAUGCGUGUUCUGCAAUCAGAAUUGCUUUGUUGUGUUUUUCAAAAAAUACAUUUAUUUAAUUUUUCACAAUGUAUCAAAGGCUAUAAUCCAAACCCCCUCUGUUUUGGGCAUGGGGCGUAUGUGUUGGCUUCUGCCCACAGAGUGACAGCUCCCUGUUUCACCCACCCAACGCGUGGGUAGAAGUGCCACUGGCAGGGUCCCUGCCACAACAUCCUGCAGCAAGCCCUGAAAUGGAGGAUAGUUGAGCCAGUCUGAGAUCUGCUGGAUCCUGAGCUGAGCCUAUUUCUCUCCCGUGAGGGCAUUGUGCCCAAUCUUGGCCCAAUCCCUCUGCCAAUUUCAGGCUGGUGCAGCAGCCAUUUACCAGGGUUUGGAUGGCAGCCUAACACAAUUCAGUGGUGAUGCCUCUAAUUCACCUGCCAGAACUAUCCUAACCUCUCUUUUCAUCAUCUGCUUUCUCUCUUUGUUUGGACAGGACCUGCACAGCAGAGACGACCGCUGGUGCAGGCUGGAACCUCGCACAGAAACCUACCCCAACCGAGGACAUUGCCACCUGCAGUUCCUUUUUAUGCAUAAGAGGGUAAGGGAGUGGCACCUUACCCUUUAGAGGGUGAUAUGAAGCCAGCUGGGGAGGGGACUCUGAACUAUGUGCUAUGGUCUUCAAUGGUUAGGUUGGCAUGGCAUCAAAGUGCAAGGCUUUUUCUCCUGUGUUGUCACCUCCUGCUGGAGGUUUGCUUGACCCAGUCUUUGGUUACCUUCCCAAAGGCGGUAAAGACUUUACCCUUUCAAAUGACAUUCAGAUGUUCUGAAACUGUGUUGUUUUGCUGCUAUGGCUUAUUAUAGCUCUAUUGGGAAUUGGUCUUUUACUAGUAUGGGCAUUGUCUCAUAUAUUUCUACCCUGCCUUGGUUAUACGUCUCGGAGGAAGGUAAAUGAGAUAUAAGAGACACUUUGUCAAGUGUUCUAAUAUGGGUCAAUGUUAGAUCAGCAAUCCCCAGUAUUGUGGGAGAGUGUGUGUGCAACUGAGCCAGCUCUGUCGUUAGGCAGAGUAAGGUGCCUGCCUCAGGCAGCUGAUUUUUGAUGUCAUGAAAGGACAGCAAAUGCUUAUUUAUUGAAUUUAGUAAUGUAUUUUUUUACUGCCCUCUGUGAGGGGAAAACUACAGUUCCUAGGAUUAUUUUGGGGAAGCCGUGUGCUUUAAACAUAAUGCUUGCCUGGAGGAACAAUCUUCCCCCACCGUGUGCUGUUUCAGGGGUUAUUCUGAACCCCUUCCAGUCAAUUGAGGAAGGCAGAAGGCAUGUAGGAUGGAGGAGAGGAGGGAAGCCCUCAUUUCACUAGCAGAAGUCUUUGUGUGGGCUUCCACUGGUGGGGCCUAGUUAGCUGAUUCCAGUCUGUGGUACAUAUGCAGAGAACACCCUCUUCUAGUGCUUUCUAAAAGCUGGAUGCCUGACAUUGUUUUGUUUCUAGAGAGCCACCUCAGCCAGCAAGACACAACCGAGCUAUACAGUCCACCGGCACCUUCUUCAGCAGAUGGUUUCUUAUGAGCUUCUUCAGCACCAGGUAAAUGAUGGACUUGACUUGGUUACUCCCUGUUUCCUUCCAUCUAGUUCAAUAAUCUAAUCUAGGUAAGUGGCGCUAAAUGGAAACUGAGCCUCAGCAGAAAGAAGCACAAAGCAAGAAUCUCACAGAGCAACUGGUUGCUAGAGCUUCUCAAAGCAGUCAUAAUGUCAACAUGACUGCUACAGUCUCCUUCCUUUCCCUUGCAGGUGGGCAGCACUUCCUGGAAUGGGGAGUUGAGCAAACAUGCCAGUACAAUCUUGUAUCUGCAUGCUACACAAAAAGAUAUUUCAGACUUCCACCAGGUUAUGGCGUGAGUAUCUCCUGCACUCCUCCACCCGAGGCAGCAGCAUAUUGCCAUGUGGAAGUUACUUCAGCAAUCAAAUGGCAUUAGGAGUUAGGACUGUCAUUAUUUUCGGGUGGGAUUCAAUCGCAUUCCAGCAAAUUCGGGUUAUAGCUGGUUGGGAGGUCUUGCUUAGUAAGUCUGCUUCCCCCAGAAGAUUGGAUUUUUCCCCCCUGAUGUGAACCAAGUUCACGAAGGAAAUGCACUGGAGGGUGUGGGAUAACACUGGCUUUGAUGCAACCUCAUCUAACCUCCUCACAGACAAACCAGAAGAAAUGCUCAUUAAGUAGGCAAUGUCCUCUAAUCUCUCUGCAAACAAAUUGAGAUGGAUGCUCAAUAAAAGAAGUCAUCUAGUAGUGCCUUUAGUCACAGAUGCCUUCUGCUGAUUCCUCUGUCAGUCCUAGAAUCCCAUUCAUGAGUUUGAUUCAUUUCCAUAUACUAUGCACGCAUUGUGACCCCACCCCUCCUUGAAUAGACCUUUCCAGAGAUAUUUACUAUUGACAGAAGAGCUGUCUCCUCUCCCAUCACUUAGCAGUCUCAAAUAACCAGUUUCAGUUUCUUCAACCUGGAGGUGGCACAGUGGGUCAGUGCUUGUGGCUGUCAACCAGAAGGUUGAUGGUUCAAGUCCACUCAGGGACAGCUAUGGACAGGGUUCCUGCAUUGCAGGGGGUUGGACUAGAUGACCCCCAGGAUCCCUUCCAACUCUAUGAUAAUUCUACAAAAAUCUAAAUUCCACCCCCGAGAGACAUUAAGAAAACCAAUCCCCCGUUUUCUGCAAAGAGACGUAACCUGCAUAAUUGCAUCCUGGCUAAGGAAUGUGAUCAUUUUUUUAAAAAAAGGCGGAAUCUGCAGUUCUUUGUUGGGUUGAUUUUUUAUAUUCCUAUUCCUUUUGAAGUGACUAUUGCUCCUUCCCACUAAUUUUGUGGGACAUUUAUCCUCAUCGUUUCAGUGCUUAUUGUGUGACUUCUCCCUCCUUGACACAGGCACUGGCUGGCUUACAGCAAGCUCUACCAGAACUUGGAGUUUGACAGCAGCUGCCUGCUCCACCAGAUCACCAGCAUAGAGUACCAGUGGGUGGAAGGUCGAUUAAGACAGGAGCAGGUAAGAAAGAGACCUGGAAUUACAAGCGCUCGUAGAGUAGAAUAUGCCCGUCCAGCCGGAGACAGCCUUUGAACCAUGUUUAACCUAAAAGGAGUUCCUGCUAAGUCCCCCAUGUGGACUGAUGCUGCAACACUUAUGUACAUGAAUACUUAAGCAUGCAAAAAUGGCCACUACAGUCAUACCUCAUGUUACGCUUGCUUCAGGUUGAGCGUUUUCAGGUUGUGUCCCGUGGUGACCCGGAAGUACCGGAAAGGAUUACUUCUGGGUUUCGCCUCUCGUGGAUGCGCAAAAUGAUGUCAUGCGCAGAAGCGGUGAAUCAUGACCCGCACAUGCACAGACGCGGGUUGCAUUCUGCUCAUGUUGUGAACGGGCCUGCGGAACGGAUCCCGUUCGCAACCAGAGGUACCACUGUACUCGGCACCUCUCAGUGCUGUGGUUGCCCUUUACCAGGUUUUUCUACUUUCUUGUGUCUUUUGGUUCUGCUUUUGGGUCAUUUUGGAAGAUCUGUAUGACUCUCGUUACCGACAGAGGAGGAGGAAGGGUUGGGGGUGAAACCGGCUUUGAGGUGUAAACUGCUUUGAGGUUUUGUGAGCUGCUUUGAGGAGUUUUAAAUGUCUGACAUUUUAAUAUGUUUUUAUAUUUUUUGUGGAAGCCACACAGAGUUGAUGGGUGGGGUGUAAAUAAUAACAUUAUUUAAAUUAGUCAAUCCUGAGUGCUUUCUUUUCUCAACACAGCCUUUGAUCCUUCUUGGGUGACUGAGGGGGUGGGUCACUUCUCUCAAAAGGUACUUCUCACUAGGUCUGAUAUAUAUAUAUAUAUAUAUAUAUAUAUAUAUAUAUACACACACACACACAAAUGAAUAAAUAUUUGUUGCUUUCCUCAGAAUGUAGAACUAGCCGACUCCUUUCAGUCCUUGCUGUCUUAUGGGAUUUCUCUCAUCCGGAAGUACCAGAUUGUCUUUCCACUUUCUGCUCCUAAUUCUACAAAGAAGCUACAAUCCCUGCUCAGGUGAGCUGUCACAAAGCUUCCCUAUGAAAAGGGACCACAAUCAGCCCUCCCCACACCUUGGCUUAGGAGAAAAGAGGCAGAGCUGUGUAUCAUAUCUGCAUACUGAUGACACGUCAGUCCAAGCCUACAGAGGAUUUCUCCUUUUGCAUUUGUAUAGAUGCUAAAAACCUUGAGGGAUAAGAUAGAACACUGAAGGACCAAAAGGAUGGAGUGUAACAGAUUACCCAGUGUCAUCUUCUGGAAUCGCCCUUCCAGAAGCGACCAGCACCACUGUAACCCCAUUCGUCAAACUCCCAACCAAAGGUGGUCUUGAAGGGUACUAGGGUUGAUGGUGUGGAAAGCCAUUAAGAGCCUUGCUAGAAGAGAGAUUGCAACUCAUGUGUGAUAAUAAUAAUAAAUUUUUAUUUGUAUCCCGUCCUCCCCUGCCAAAGCCGGGCUCAGAGUAGCUAACAAGUAAAAAUAGCACAAUGUACAUAAAACCACAUAGUCAAUGAAUUAAAAUACAUUCUAAAAUCAAUUCAGAAUCAAAUUAAUGCAACCAUUGGGUUAGAGUUCUAUGAGGAUUACAGAAGAAGAGAGGAUGUCAGACUGUGCCUUGGCCAAAGGCCUGGCGGAACAACUCCAUCUUGCAGGCCCUGCAAAAAAAUGUCAAGUCCCGCAGGGCCCUAGUCUCUUCUGACAGAGCGUUCCACCAGAUUGGAGCCACAGCGGAAAAAGCCCUGGCUCUGGUUGAGGCAGCCUAACCUCCCUGUGGCCCAGGAUCUCCAAGAUGUUUUUAUUUGAAGACUGUAAGGUCCUCUGUGGGACAUACCAGGAGAGGCGGUCCCGUAGGUACGAGGGUCCUAGGCUGUAGGAAAAUAAACCCCAAACCUUUAUUCAAAUAGCAUUAAACUUCAUCAAUGCUUUUUUUCAUUGCCACACAGACUCUUGGUGCAGAUGUGUAAAAUGAAAGCCUUCAGAGAACUUUGUACAGAGACCCCCGACCUUCAGGAAAUGGUGACAGAGGCACUCAAGGUACAUGGCCACUGGGCCUUUCCCCCCAAGCUCGCAUUGAGAUAUUGAGGGCUUCUAUAUUCCUUCCUUCAGUGUGGAGCUGGAGCUGGAAAAUGGUUAGUCUAAUCCUGUUUUCCAAAACUGACCAGCAGUGCUGGGCUUUGGGUUGUCUGUGACUGCCACUCUAGAGAAAUCCAUGCUUCAACUUUUCUUCAGAAAGUCUGUUGAGCAAGUAGCAUUUCCUAGAAGGCUCAAAAGAUCAGUCUAUGAUCCCAGAAACCUUCUCCCUGUCUUGUGUGAUCUUUGAGUAUCUGGCACAGUGUAGCUUCCAACCAUGGCCCCAGAUAAUACAUUGUUCAGAUGUGACUAAUCCCUGACUUCACAUCUGAAUGUGGACUUUUAAUGGGCUUGGAAGCAUGUGGUGGAAUGUGACUGUAGUACUCUUCAUUCCUUGUCCUGUUUUCUCAGACUGGAACAGCAGAGUGGUUUCAGAUGAAGAAGCAACACCUGAAGCCAAUGGUAAAGGUAAGUGUGUGUGUGUGUGUGUGUGUGUGUGUGUGUGUGUUUUAGUUGGACAGAGCUUACACUGAGAGCAUGUUGCUGGGUUGUUGAAGUCUGCAUCUCAUAGAUUCUGGGAUGGAUGAAAGUAGGCAAUGCUUCACACAUUGCAUUUCUUGUCCAUAUGGAUAGACCCUGGAUAGAACCAAAUGAGCACUCAUUUGUAGUUAAACGUAACCCAGGCAAUUUCAGAUAAGGCCACCAGCGCCUUCCUUAAUCAUUAGCUGGCAAGUGGCAGAGGUGAAAUGGGGGGUGGGGAGAUGUUGGUGAUAUGGCAUACUGGCACUUACCGCCUCAAAAAAAGCACUGCCUGUUCCCUUCUCCAUUCCUUUUGCAGACUAUGGAGGAGUGCGGGAAGGCCCUGGUCACUCUUCUUCUGGAGGUGAAUGCAGAUCUCCAGCGGAGCCACAAAACCUAUAACAAAUAUUUCACCAAGUAAGUCUCUGGAAGACAUUUUUAUGUUCCCUGUUCGGUCUCUCCGCUCAAGAAAUAUGUCCCAAAAUCUUUACUCAGCAACAGAAGGUCCAAGCGGUUGAGACCAAGCAUAGCAGAAUCUUACCCUAAUGUUAUAGUUGCCCGUUCUUCCCAGGAGAAUUAACUGUUGUUUAUUUUAAAUAUUACUUUACUUAAAUACACACACACACACACACACACACACACACACACACACUUAUGUAUGCAUGUAUCGCCUGACUAGUUAUCAUGAAGUCAGAAAGAAAAGUUUUACCGUCAAAUUUAAAUCUGGUUAGGCAUUCAAAUUGACUUAUUUUGUACCACUCCCCGGCCUAGAAAUUUAAUCUUUUGAUGUUGUUUAAAUCUCUCACAUCUGCAAUUCCUCAGAGAUUUCUGACAUUUUUAGCUACUGUUUUUGGAAACUUUUGAGGACAGGGCCUCUCCUUAUCCUUCCUCAAAAUGGACACAGGAACUUAAGAAGAGCCUCCUGGUCAGGCCCAUGCCCCAUAAAGUCCAGCAUCCUGUUUCCACAGCAGCCAAGCAGAUGCCUAUAGGAAACACACAAGCAGGACCCCCGAGCACAAGAACCCUUUCCCAGUUUCCAGCAACUGUUGGCAACUCUCAGCAUGAAUUACUCUGUGUAACCUGCUUGCCUUUUGGUUGACAGUUCUGGGGGCCCAGCUUGAUUGGUACUGAAAGGGGCUGGAUCUGGCUCUGGGCCUCUAGCUGCAGGUUCCUUAUUACCGGGCCUGAAAGGAUUCAGUAAUACAGUGUCUUGGCACAUUUUUGACCACCUGUUUUUUCCUCCUCCUCCUCCUCCUGUGUAGCACUGUCAGAGUGGACCUCUUCUCAAUUGCGUAUCUUGAAAUGCAGGCGCAGGUGAGUAGCUGCUUUGUGGGUCAGCUGCAAAGAGGACUCCAGUUCUUUUAUGUGCCACAGCAGUGGUGGAAGUGACUGGGGAGAGGAUGAAGCAGUGGCUGCCUCAAUUUUUAUUUUUAUUUUUUGUCAUAAGCAAGAACUCUGGGCUUUGUCUGCUAGUUCCAGUGGGUGGUGAGAUUCACCUGAGUCUUAUUCACGAUGAAGCUUCACUUGCCCUGAACCAGCUAUGUUCAUGUUUCAUCUCAGGACUGGUUCACAGGUCCAUUUCAUCUUGGUUUUGAAUCAGUGUGUGUGCCAACCAUCCCUGUGAGUACAUGCAGUCCAGCUCAGGUGCUAAGAGACCUUGCAUGUUUUUGGUGUGAGUUUCUGGGCAUAGCUUCUCUUGAGUGUUUUGAUGUUGUAGAUGCUCUGGGAACAUAUUUACACCAUCAGUCAUUACACACUGAUUCAAAAUGGGGUGGGGUGUUUUUUUUCCCAGGGUGUUUUUUUUAAUGUAAACCCUUUUUUUGCAAAUAAGCCCUGAGAUAGGUCAUGUGGCAGAUCCAUUCAGGAUUAAUGUGCCACAAAUGUGUGCAAUCCUUCAGGUUCUUCUCUAGAUGGAAAUCCUCUGUGGUUAUCCUUUCACUUCAUGUGCCUAUUGAAGGUUUAGGGCGUUGGGUGGAGUGCCCUGGUUAGCCUAUGAAAGAGCCUUUUUGCAUGUUUGGGACAAUGGCAUCAAUUAAAAAAGAAGGCAUACAUACAUCCUCUUUGUAGACUGAGAACCCUAGCCAUUAUGGACCCAAUUUUCUGCAUCGUAGAGGUUGGAAAAUGUGGGGAGAGAAACACUGGCCCCAGUAUGACUCCGUCCUUGCCACCCUCACUUACCUGGCAGUGACGGCCUUAAUUCCCAGGCAGCUGAUGGGUGGUGGAGGAGCAACAGCUACAAUAAUAGCAAACCAUGCAGGGCUUGCAUCUGAGCAGGAUGCAUAUUGUGACAGUCCUGACCAAGCUUCCUCAACCUCGGCCCUCCAGAUGUUUUGAGACUACAGUUCCCAUCAUCCCUGACCGCUGGUCCUGCUAGCUAGGGACCAUGGGAGUUGUAGGCCAAAAACAUCUGGAGGGCCGAGUUUGAGGAAGCCUGGUCCUGACCGUGCUCCUUAGGGCUGGGAUUUUCCAGUAUCUAGUGACCAGUUUUGUUGUAGGCCAGCUGAAUUUUUAAAAUAAUAGUUUUCAAAGGCUACCCAAAGCACAGCUUAUCAAAUGAGUCUUCCCUGAGUCAAUAGGAAUGGCUGUUUGCCCUCUGGAUUACAGGGCCUGCUGCAUGCUCACCGGUUCUCAUUGGCCCACUCUAGUUUUUGUUGCCAUUCUAGGUUUCCCAUUAUGUCAAGGAGCAGCUGAGAAAGAUUGACAGUGGCAUGUCCCAGCUCACAGCAGAGAGUCUUUUCCAGCUCUAUCUCAGCCUGCAAGAACUAUAUCGCAUGAAGGACCUUGUGUGCAACAGGUGCUGACCUCUUUGAAGGUCAAAGCUUUUGCUUUCAGCCUUGGGUCUGUUCUUAUGGCCACCACAUGGAGGCUCCUUAUCCAUUUCACUAGAGUGUGGCCAUUUCUGAGUGUGUGUGUGUGUGUGUGUGCAUUCUUGUGUGCUUAUAGUGUUAUGAGUUUGGGGCGGGAGCAGGCUGCAUGUGAGGUCGUCCCAACCCCUGAAUCCAGCAAGUGUUUUAAAAAAAAUAAGCCAGGCUAUCUUACUGUGUGGGCCGCGGGUUGCACUGUUGGUUAAACCACAGAGCCUAGGACUUGCCAAUCAGAAGGUUGGCGGUUCGAAUCCGCACAACAGGGUGAGCUCCCGUUGCUCUGUCCCAGCUCCUGCCAACCUAGCAGUUCGAAAGCACGUCAAAGUGCAAGUAAAUAAAUAGGUACCAUUCCGGCGGGAAGGUAAAUGGUGUUUCCGUGUGCUGCUCUGGUUCACCAGAAGCGGCUUAGUCAUGCUGGCCACAUGACCCAGAAGCUGUACGCCGGCUCCCUGGCCAAUAAAGCAAGAUGAGCGCCGCAACCCCAGAGUCGGUCACAACUGGACCUAAUGGUCAGGGGUCCCUUUACCUUUACCUUAUCUUACUGUGUGUUGAAGUGAUUGCCUGGGUGAUGGGCCAUUAAAGGAAACAAAGGAAAGGGGGCUCUAUGUGAGAUAGCAAAAUAGCAAAUGGGUGGGGCUCCUCCCUCCUCCCUCCCUCAACUCAGAGAUAGUUAGAAGGACAAAGCCUGAGUUUAGAGUUGAAAGUGGCAGUGAUGUAACCUAGAAGUAAAGCAAACAGCUGGAGAGGGAGUUAGAGCAGCACCCUGAGAGCAGUGUUUGAUAUCUGUUUGAAUCCAAGGCUUGUAGCUAUUGGGAGAAACAAGAUCCUUUUGGGGCAUUAAUGCUGCAACCCCCUCCAUCAUAGGCUCGGGUUGUAUAUAUGUGCAAAUAAACCAUAGAUCAUAAAGACACCAGUCUCCGCUGUGCCUCAUCAACAUGAUGGUAUUGCAGCAGUAAAGCUGCCAGUACAUUUGCAAAGCUAUGCAGGGUCCAGUAUGGUUUCAAAACGAAACACGAACACUGCAACCUCUGGAAUCCUGCACCGCUUGGAGAUUGGAAGUGGUGUGUAACAAUGCACAAGGAAGGGCCUGUUGGGACAGACUUGCUAUUGUUGCCCCUGACCGGGAUGACUAAUCCGUGGAGCAAAUUCAGGCAGAAAUUUAGCACAAGUUAGAUGACUUUGUUUCAGUUACUGAAUCUGCCAGGUUAAGUAGGUUCUGGUUUUGUAUCUUUUCUUUCCAGGGAAGGUCCUCUUGAACUGACAAACUACCACCAGUGGUUCAAGGAAGCCAUCCCCAAGUGGCUUCAGAAGGCAUACACCAUAGCCUUAGAAAGGACUCAGAGAGCUAUCCAGGUAGACCAGGUAAUGAAUGGAUCCCCAUCCACAGAAGGGUCAAUUAUUAUUGCUUUCAGCCUUAUGGCAUUCACAUAAACAGGUGACUUUUGCCAAUAGAAAUGGUGACCGUUCUGGUGAGAUGCAACGCGGGAUUAAAUCCCAAAAAGAACAAUGUGUGCAAAAUCAUCAUCAUCAUUAUUAGGUUGAAGACACAUUUAAGCAGUGCUUUUUUUCCUUAAAAAAAAUGAGAGAGGUACUCUCAUUUUCCUACUCAUGUUGAAAUACUACCUCUCAAUGAGGCCAAACUUAGAUUCACAAAAUGUUUAGGGAUAUGCAUACCCCUGCGCCACCCCCCCAGCAGAAAAAAAGCAGUGCAUUUAAGUAAGCAGGUUUUUUUUUUUUAAUACCCCCUCCAAAGUCCUAAUAGCUACCGUACUUCCACUGGACCAACAUCACUGAAGUAAGUGGAGCAUUCUAAAUUAAGUGAUCGGAGGAACAGCCAGCCAGGUGUGAAAAUCCCCUUUUGUUCUAGAGAUUCAGGCUCCAAAUUAACUGAAGCACUCAACCAAUCUGCACUUGAUUAUUUAUGCUGUUUCCCUUCUUUUGUUUUUCUUCAGCUGACACCAUUAGGAGAGCUGAAUAAGCACAGCACAUCCACGGUGGACUUAUCAACUUGCUAUGCUCAGAUGGUAAAGACCUGGCAGCAACUGGACUGGCCGGAUCCUGAAGAGGCCUUCAUGAUCAUGGUGAAAUUUGUUGAGGUGUGUAUACAGUAGGGAUGGGCUGUGUUUUACUUUCAUCUGUGAUCCAUUUAUAAGUCUUUUCACUCUUGUUUCCACAUUAAUCUGUGAAUUUGUGCAGAAAUCCUUACAAAAGUAGCAUUUAAAUACCCAUGUAUUUUUUUAAAAAAAGAAAUUUCAAAAUUUUAAAAUGCGUUGUUUUUCAAUAUACUGUACAUACGUCUAAAUAUAUUUUGAUACAGCUUUUCGAUUGGAGAACUGUGUCAUAACAUUCAGGAAGUGCAAGAGCUGAUGGAGCUUCACAUUAGCCCUGGAGGUGUAGUAUAGAGCCAGAUGUUGCAUUUUAGUAACACUGAGAUCCAGUGUGAUGCACAGAAACAAAUCCUACGAAUGUUGGGGAAGAUCCACCCCACUGUAAACGACUUUGUACAUGAAUCUGGCACUUGAAACUUUUAAGAUGCUGGAAACAAGGAGGCCAGCUGGCUGAGAACCUAUAGUCCCCAAAGAGGCAUAAACAGAUGAGACCCAAAAACAAUCAAGCAGGUCAAGAGCAGCUGAAACAACAAAAAGUCCAGUGCUUUGCGCUUGCACCUGGUCUCACAGUUUUUUACACUUGCUCUUUCAUUAUACUCUGAGAAGUAGUACUGUACUUCAGAAAAGAAGUAAUACAUAAUUCCAACGGAAAAAAAGAACCCACCUUAAUUUGGGAUGGAGGAUCGGAAUAUUUGUUUGUUAAUUACUAUUAUUUCUUAAAUACAGUGGUACCUUGGGUUAAGAACCUAAUUCGUUCUGGAGGUCCGUUCUUAACCUGAAACUGUUCUUAACCUGAGCUACCACUUUAGCUAAUGGGGCCUCCCACUGCCGCCACGCCGUCAGAGCACGAUUUCUGUUCUCAUCCUGAAGGAAAGUUCUUAACCCAAGGUACUAUUUCUGGGUUAACAGAGUCUGUAACCUGAAGCGUCUGUAACCUAAAGCGUCUGUAACCCAAGGUACCACUGUAUAUUUCUUGCCCGCUUGCCACCCCUUUGAUCCCUAAUGACCCGAAUUACCCCUCAGACCAGAUGUAUUUCAUUCUUACGAUGCUCUUAUUGUCUGAUGAAGGAAUCGCCUCUGCCUACGCCUUCCCACAUCCUUGUAGGAAGCAGUGAAAUCCAAGCAGUGAACUGAUGCAUUGGGAGUCUUUACCUCCAUAGAGUACAAUAUCCUCAAGCUUCUUCCUUUUUUGACUUCUUAGGACAUAUGUAAAAUUGCUCUGAUGUACUGCCGACUGAUCAAGACAAGGGCAGAAGAAUUGUCAUCAAAGAAACACAAAGAGGGAGAAGCGGCAAACAGGGUGAGCGAUGAAGCCAGUUUCUGACAAAGGGCGUUGUUCAAGUAGGCUUUUGGGAGGUGGAGAAGUCCCGCUAAAAUAUACUUGGAGUUGAGUGUGGAUUUCAUGCUCUUUAUUCAGCUCAUAGUAGUGAGGAAUGCCAGUUUCCCCGAAAUGUCUGCUUUAUAUACAUUAUUUACACAAUGGGCCCCACGUGAUUGGCUAAUUAUGGGAUUCUCCUGUAGGCCAAUCAGGUUGCGGAUUCACUUCCACCUGGAGUUGGAUUGGGUGGCUCCUGCGGACGAAUCAGACUGCUGCAUUCUGAAUCCUAUUGUUCUAGGUCCAAUCAGACUGCUGCAUUUUGGAUCCUAUUCAGUACAUAACACCUGCCAACUCUUGAGGCUACAGAAUUCUGCCAUUCUGCUUCACAGGCAGUUGGAAUGCAUCAGUUUCUUGCUUUAUUUCUCCCCCCGCCAGCUCUGCGUUGUGGUGAACAACAUCGAGCAGCUCCGCAUGAUGAUCCUGAAGCUGCCGUCCCAGCUGGACUGGGCGCGCCUGGAGCAGAAGACGGGAGCGGUCAUUGCGCCAGAGCAGAUCCAGCACACCUUGCACCACCAGCUUCAGGCUACCGUCACUUGCCUCAACAACGAGAUCCGUGGUGUGGUGCAGACCCUGGCAAGCAAAGUAACCCGGCAGCCUUGGCUUUGCUCUUGAUAAGAUCAAUCUGGCAGGGAAAGGUCUGGGAGGGGCAUGGUUGGAAAUGGCAGAAUGGGGCCAACACGAGACAGUCCGUGUUUUGCAGCCCGUGGUUAUGGCUCCCUAAGAUAAACCUGUGUGCAUUCUGCAUUUCUGUACAAGAGCCAUACUGAGAACGCAGGAUUUUGUAGGGGCCAUACAACUCAGCAUCUCAAGAAACCCAAGAUUUGUAUGAAAACAUUAACAUUUUUUUAAAAAAUCUUACGAAAAUUUCACACACUGCUCUGCGUGAAAUUUCAGAAGCCAGAGCAGAAGACGAGAGGGGGGAACCUUCAUAGGAAGCUGCCUUUAUACGAGACUCAGACCAAAUAGCCUAUAUUGUUCAAGAUUGUUUACAUUAACUAGCAGCAGCUAUCCAGCAUUUCCCACCUGAACUUUUUAUUCAUGCAAAGCAAAUGCUUUGUCAGUGAGUUUUGCCCUUCAGUGCCCCCUCCCCGUAGUUCCUUGUCUAAGGCAGCAGAAAUGUUGUAAAAACUAGCAAAUAGACACACCAUUGGCAGAGGUGGUUCCAAGAUUGAGGUUGAAGAAGGGUGCUCAGUGGCUGCUGCUGCUGCUGUUGUUCUUGGUCCCCAUUCUCCGCUUGCUGUUCUUCCUCAUCUCUUCCUCCACUGUAGAAAAAAUAUUUUAUAUCGGAAUGUAAUGGCAGCCUUCUAUACCUGACUAAUGCAGUGAUUACUAAGAUAAUGUAUGUGAACUGCUUUGAGCACUUACAAAGCAUCUUUCCUCAAGUAGCAGUAAGCACAUGCAUUUUUAUUUUGACAGCUGCAUGCUGGAAUUGCCAGACACAUCCAGGAGCUGUACACCUGCAGCGCUUCCAGGGACCCAGAAGAUGUGAGUCUUGGAAUGCCGAAACAAACCGUUUUUUCUAGGCUACAUGCUGUUGUGCUAAACGUGCCUCUUUUGCCCUAUCCAUGUCUCGUACGCUGCCUUAGCUAGUCCUACAUUCAAAAGAAGCCACAACCGAAACUAGUAAUGUACUAGUAAUGCCCCUGGUUUUAACUCUCGGCCUUGAACUGUAAUAUCUAUGCCUUCUGGAGCUUAGGGCUGUUUGACUUUCCAGCAGAUAGUUUGGCUUUGGAGCAAUAUGUUAGAUCUCUGUAGAGGAGGUGCAGGGAGGUGUUCAGGAGCCGCAAAGGAAGGUGGCAAUGGGGCGGCUUGAGUCACUUCUGAACUUACUGAGAUGAAUGAGAGUAUGUAAGUUCAUGUCAAAAAAAGCAAGCAAUCACGGCGACAACCACCUUGGUUCCACAGCUGUUACUACCAUCACUUUAUUGUUACUACUAUUGUGUUACUACUACUAACAAUAUAGAAUUAGCUUUGAGAACUCCUCCACAGAGCUAAGAGAUGUUGAUAUUUUCUUUUUUUUAUCAUCUUCCAGGACUAUCUAAAGUCUUUUUUUUGUAUAUAAUUUUAUUAAAUUUUCUGUUUUACAAUUUAAAAUAUUCAUUAUUACAUCCUUAAGCUAUCAAGGACUUCCCUUCUUCUCUUUCCAUGGUUCAUUUUACAUAUCAUAAAUCCCUGUAUAUUUUACAAAAACUAUACCAUUCAGUAUUCCAUUAUUGCGAUGUUGAUAUUAUCCUUUAUGAUUUGUUGCUUUCUUUAAAAAAAACAAAAACCAGUCAUAAAUAGGUUGCUGUGAAUUAUACCGGAGACAAAAAUCUGUCUCAUAUUUUCCUCUGCUCAGUUUGUAGGGUGAACUCCUCUGCAGUGUUGCAAUAUUCGCUGGAGGAUCAUUACCACAACACGUUUUAUUUCUUUGAUAAAAUUUCUAGACAGCUUAAUGUUAGGGGGGGUGGGAAUAAAAAAAUUAACAAUUGCAUAAAAAUACUAAGAUCAUAAAAACAAACAAUAAAAUACAAUAUUAGGACAAUGCAGGAGUGCAGAAUCCAGUCUUAAGAGUCAGGAAAAGCCUGAGCAAAGAGAUACAUUUUCAGGCAGCACAUAAUGCAGGUGUAACUGAUGACACCGUGAAUCUCAGAGGGAUGCGUGGUCCAAACUGCAGGGGCAUCAUCCCCCAUUUUGUCUUUUAUCUUCCCUGCUUUGGACUAGGUUCGGUUGGAGAGGGAGUCCAACAAUCUUCUGCCUCUAUAUGUUAUAAACCACAUAUAAAGGUAAAGGUAAAGGUAAAGGUACCCCUGCCCGUAGAGGCCAGUCGUGACCGACUCUGGGGUUGCAUGCUCAUCUUGCUUAAGAGGCCAGGAGCCGGCGCUGUCCGAAGACACUUUCGGGUCACGUGGCCAGUGUGAGGAAGCUGCUUUGGCGAGCCAGCACCAGCACAGAGCACAGAAACGCUGUUACCUUCCCGCUAUAAAGCGGUCCCUAUUUAUCUACUUUCACUUAGGGGUGCUUUCGAACUGCUAGGUGGGCAGGAGCUGGGACCAAACGACGGGAGCUCACCCCGCUGCGGGGAUUCGAACCGCCGACCAUACGAUCGGCAAGUCCUAGGCACUGAGGUUUUACCCACAGCGCCACCCGCGUCCCUUAAACCACAUAUAGAGGAUAUUAAAAGUGUUAUCAGUAUGAGACACAGAGGAGUGUAAUUUUCAAAAAGCACGUUUCUUUACCCUACACGUUGCCUCUUAUUCAUGCAAUGUACACCUGUUAGCGUUGUAUAUUUCAGGUGGCGGCUACACUGGCACACACAGACUGUGUGCGUAAGUGUGCUGACCAGCUAGCACAUAGGGUAAAAGCCUUUGAAAUGUUAUGCUGGCCAUGUUGAGCAGCACCAGAGGAAGUCAUUUUUACUUUCCUUGUAUGGAGGCCUCUGAAAUGUUCAAUAUAGACUCCACAGUGCUCUUCCCUUUCUCUCUGAUUUCUCUAAACUUUUUCUCCCUGCCACCCUAGUGCAUCACCCCUUUAAUGCUAUUUUUGGAAUGUGAGCUCCAGUAUCUAAGUGGGAACCUGGUCCAAGAGAACUUCAACAGGUGAGCUAGAAGCCUGACAUUGCUAGGAUCCGCCCCCCCCCCAUCAUCAUUUUAUAGUAGCAAUUAUAGUAGUCUGUGGCCCUAUGUUCUCCAGAAGAGGGAUUUUCUCCCUCCCAGAAAUUCUGCAACUCCUUGGGAAUAGCAAAGGCUGAAGGAAGACAAGAGAGCUUAAUGCUACUGGGAGAUGAGUGAGGGGCAUCCGACAGGUAAAAGGCCCAGGGUGCCAGAAGUUCAGAAGAUUUGCCAUGGUGUCAGUGUGAAGAAUACAUGGGUGAACCACAGCAGCAUGCCAGGAUCCGUAGACAAGGAGAUCCACUGCUUAGUUUCUACAUUAAGAACACACAAUCCCAGUGUUUCCCUGCUGGGUUUUGAAGCUCUCCAAAUGCAGAUUUACUAGUUAUGGCUAUGGGGGGGGGGGCUGGUCACUCUGCACAUGCUCAGAGACAUUCGAUUCUUUCUUUAUUUUGACUUCCUUGGGCCCCAGUGUUGAAUCCCUAGCAAAUCGGCAAGAUGUUUGAGAAGGGAUCAAUCAGACACAGGGUCUUUAGAGGCCUCCCAACUGUCUUCUUCUUCUGAACUGUUUUUGGAAACCAUUAUGGUUGAAAAGAGGUGCAUAAAUAUUCUUACGUAAAUAAAAUGAAAUAUUGGAGCUCCUUUGAAUGCUAGUGGGACUCUCCAAUGCUAUGUUAAAACUUUAUUUUGCCAAUUUAUUUCUGGGUCUAGGACUGCCUGUGAUGAGUCUACUGUUGUGCUUUUUUAAAAAUAAAAAAAUCCCCCCUUCACCCAUAGUUCACCUUAUUCCCCCACAGAAUCUAGUUGGAAGUUGCUAAAUGAAACCUCUGGGAAUAAGGGAGUUAGUAAGAUGCCCCUGGCUUUCUUUCUUUUUCUUUCUACGGGACCGCCUCUCCUGGUAUGCCCUGCAGAGGACAUUAAGGUCCACAAAUGAUAACAUUUUGGAGGUCCCAAGUCACAAGGUGGUUAGAUUGGUCUCAACUAGGACCAGGCCCUUUUCAGUACUGGCCUCCUGACUUGGUGGAACGCUCUGUCACAAGAGACUAGGGCCCUGUGGGACUUGACAUCUUUCCGCAGGGCCUGCAAGACAGAGCUGUUCUGCCUGGCCUUUGGUUUGAACUCAGUCUGACCCUUAUGUUUCCCUCCUCUUAUGGUUUUGAUCUAUGGGCUACUUUUAAAAUGAGGCUGCAUUUUAAAUUGCAUUUUAACCUGUAUUUUAACUUGGUCCCCCCCCCCCAUUAUGUUUUUACUGUAAUUUUUACUGGUGUUAGCCACCCUGAGCCCGGCUCUGGCUGGGGAGGGCAGGGUAUGCAUAAAAUUAUUAUCAUUAUUAUUAUUAUUGUUAUUAUUAUUAUUAUUAUUAUUGUUAUUAUCAUCCCAGAGUCUAACGGAUUCUGCUGGUAUCCAAUGGCAACCUACCGUAGUUUCUAUCUCUGCUUUCUCUCCCCUCCAAACAGCCUCUUGGAGCUGCUGUGGAAUCACACUCUGGACAUGCUAAAUGGGGCUGCUAAACAGCAACUUGGCAACCUGGCAUACUUCAAGAAAUUGCAGUGUGCCCUCAAGGUACUUAGACAUGUGGAAUAGAAUGUAGGAUGGAGCAUCUGACUUUCUUUGUUGGGCUUUAACAAUGGAGCAUUCACCCUUUUCGUUCUUCUUCUCUCCCCCCCUCCCCAUUCCAUAGAACUUGGAGCGGUGUUUUCAUGGAGAGGGCUGUGGUCUGCCAGAGGACACCCUCCACAAUGCAACAUUUACAGUAAGAUGCUACAAGCCCAAUUGAGCUCUCUGGCGCAUUGGGAGUGGGGCGAGGGAUUCCUCCACCAUGAACAGGCCAAUCAAUCUAGGGACUCAGCUACACUCGUCAAUUAUAUCAUUAUGAUUGUGUGACACCAGAUGGCGCUCUAGAGCAAUGGGAUUUUCCAUCAAGAGCUUUUAUAACGUGUUUUUCUAUAGCACUUUUAAAAAACUCGAUAUAGAUCCAGCCUAGGCAUUCACAAAACAUCACCUAAGAAUGGUGGUCUUGCAGAUCACCAAUGAUGGGGUCCUUAGAACAAGUGGGCCUCCCGUCUUACUUCCUGUUUGCAUUACCUGUUUCAAAUUUAAUUUGUCUUGCAUAAUCUGUCAAUUGGGGGUGGGUUAAGAAUUGCUUAAUAUCCCACUAGUACAAUUUCUGCUCAAACCCACUUGUCCCCUAGGCUCUGGAAGAAGAACUGGACCUCUGCUCUUCCACCAGCAGAAAACUUAUCCAGAAGUACUUCAGCGCCCGAAUCCAGCAGCAGGUGUGUGACUUCAGUGGGCUCUGGCUCCUGUUUACGAAGAAGACUGCAUCUCCUUGUUCGUUCUUCCUUGUGCUGAAUUAUAUUGUUACAUCUUAUUUUCUUACGUUAUUUGUGGCUAAGAUCAUCACUGUUGAUUUACAGCAGGGAUGUGAGACCUGUGUUCUUGUAGACAAAUUAACAGAGAAUUAGGUUAUGUUCUGCUCAUACUGUUGGAGGCAGUACACCUCUGAAUACUAGUGGCUCGAAAGAGGAGGAGGGGAGGGAGUUGUUGUGCUCAGGUCCAACUUUCGGGCUUCUCAUCGACCCCUGAUUGGCCCCUGUGAGGACAGGAUGCUGCCCCAGAUGGGGCAAUAGCCCGAUCUAGCAGGCUCUUACAUUUUGUAGCCCAACAGUUCUUAUUAGAUCACAGAUCCCAUCCUACCUGAUUAUUGGCCAUGCUGUCUGGGGCUGAUGGGUCACACUCCAAAAACAUCUGAAGGGGCCAUGGAUUUCCCAUCCCUAAUUUGCCGGAUGGAACUUGAAGUGAUGUUUAUCACCGUUUAUUACUAUGGUAUAGGGAGACCAGGACCAUUAAUUGCUGGCAAACAGACUAGGGCAUUUGAAAUGCAUCCUGACUUCUCUGGUUGUUCUUAUUUCUUAGACAGAGGCUAGCCCUGAAAAAUACGGGGCUGUGACCAUCAAGGCCCUUUACCGCCACUCGGAACAAAAGCUGCGCGUCGAGGUGCUCAACGCUGUCAACCUCCUUCCCCUGGACUCCAAUGGUGAGAGAGCCCUCGAGCCAAAGGAACGUGUCUCAUUCUCCUUAUUAGUGCAGGCGCGUGAAUCUGGAAUGCUGUGUACGGUUCUGGCUGCCUUUUCUCAAAAAGGAGUUGGAAAAAGUUCAGAAAUGGUCGAUCAGAAUGAUGAUAACAAGGGAGAGUGAUUCACUUCCCUUAUGAAGCAAAGUUGCAACAUUUGGGAGUUUUAAGUUUAGAGAAAAUGUGGUCGCAAAGGCACCAUUGGAGGCAGCAAGGCUUCUGAAUAGCAGUUGCUGGAAACCACGGGAGGGGAGAGUGCUCUUGCGCUCAUGUUCCCAUGGGCAACUGUUCAGCCACUGUGAGAACAGAAUGCCAGACUAGAAAACUGAAAAAUACAGGUUGGUGUUUGAUGCCGACGAUAGAGUAUAGAUGUUGCAGAAAACAUUCAUGUGUGAGCAGCACUGAUCCCAUCUGGGAGUCCCCUUCAAAUCUGAAAGGCAAUUGCAAUUGCUGGUAGUGUGGAUAAAUACUUUAAUAUUUGAAGGGAGAAGGGGCUGAGCAGUCUGUAGGAACUACAGUGCAGUUCAUUCACAUUUCCAGAGGAGGUAGUUGUUGUCUCACUUAAGUGCUCUUGACUCUGUGCAAAAAUCACAGCGGAGAACAUUGAGCAUUUACACACUUGGCUCUUUUAAGAACACAAUGUGAGCUCUGCAUGCUUGGGACCUGGAAUGGAUAAAUAAAGAUUUUAGUAAAACUGAGCCAAGGAAAGAAAUGGAUGGACCUGCUCCAGAGAGUUGCUGCAUCAGGAAGGUGCCCUUUGCUUAGCGGCAGAGACAAACCUUUUAUGCAGAAGAUCCCAGGUUCAAUCUCUGGUACCUCCAGACAGCUUAAAAAUAUUUCAAGUAGCAGGCUAGGAAAGACGCCAAGUUGGAGAGCCACCACUGCCCCAUCAGACUCCACAGCAUUGGGCUUGUUGUUGUUGUUUAGUCAUUUAGUCGUGUCCGACUCUUCGUGAUGCCAUGGACCAGAGCACGCCAGGCACUCCUGUCUUCCACUGCCUCCUGCAGUUUGGUCAAACUCAUGCUUGUAGCUUCGAGAACACUGUCCAACCAUCUUGUCCUCUGUCAUCCCCUCCUCCUUGUGCCCUCAAUCUUUCCCAACAUCAGGGUCUUUUCUAGGGAGUGUUCUCUUCUCAUGAGGUGGCCAAAGUAUUGGAGCCUCAGCUUCAUCAUCUGUCCUUCCAGUGAGCACUCAGGGCUGUUUUCCUUAAAAAUGAAUAAGUUUGAUCUUCUUGCAGUCCAUGGGACUCUCAAGAGUCUCCUCCAGCACCAUAGAUAGACCCAAUGCACUGACUCAUUAAAAAGGCAGUUUCUCUCUUUCAACCUAGAAGGCUGAAACUUAACUCUCAGCAGCCGUAGGGGGCUUGCUUGCUAGAAGGUCUUUGAUGGGUCAAUAAUACUUGGCAUCCGUUCACAAUUUAUUAAAAGAAAGUACUAGCAAACAUCCUACGGUGGGGAAGGGGGUGAACUAAGAUAAAGACUCUUAAAAUUGCAGGACACCACCAGGUGCCAAGUGAAUGCAACUUAUGCUUGGGGGUUUGUUAGAGGAACAGAUGCCCCAGGACAGACUUGCAGUUUGCUAAUGAUUACUUGCUUCUUCUUCCAAUCCCCCUCAUCCCCAGGCUUAAGCGACCCCUUCAUCCAGCUGACCCUGGAGCCACGGCACGAGUUCCCCGAGGUUAUGACACGGACGACCCAGUGCAUAAAGAACAAUCUCCACCCCCUCUUUGAUGAAGUAUUUGAAUUGUAUGUAUUAUUAUUAUUAUUUAUUGAAUUUCUAUACCACCCUAUGCCCAGAGAUCUCAGGGCGAUUCACGGAAUAAAAUCAAAAUAUAAAACCACAGAAUAAAAACAACAACCCAAUAGCUACCCUUCUCUCCUGCCCUGCAGACCCUUGCCAUGGGUGGUUUUUUUUAAAAGCCAGGCAGCACCCACGGGUCUCAAACCGCUGGAAGCGAUUAUGGGAUUCAAGCAAUGUGUUGGUCCAUGGAACCACUGGGCUAAGAUGGCUCAACCCUUGCCAUGGUUGACACAGCUUGAUAAGUAGCAUGAGAUGGUGAAGGCUGGUCCAUUACAGCAAGUGGGACCCUGCCCCACCAAGCUCAGUCUGCCCUCAGCCAGUGUCCACUUGCCCAUCUCCUUACUUACAACCAGUCCAGGGAGUUGAGGCCCUGGCUGUCAGCUUCCUCCUCCUGAGCCUCAGUAUCGCCCUUGUAGAACUCAGCAGCAGGUGGGUGGGGGAACAACACUGAAAUUACCGUAUUUUUCCAUGUAUAAGACGGGUUUUUUCCUUAAAAAUAAUGUCAAAAAUAAGGGGGUGUCUUAUGCACGGAUACAUCUCCCCCCAUUUUCUUAAAUCUGAGUCCUCAAAAAUGGGGGGUGUCUUAUACAUGGGGGCGUCUUAUAGACGGAAAAAUAUGGUAAGUCAGCUAGGCCUGUCCUUGUCUCUGUUUCCCCCUAUUGUUGGCUGUUCUGCCUUCUGCCCUAACAGUCCCUCUGGACUCCAGCCGCUACUGCCCACGAGUGUUACCAAUUAUUUCUGUUCGUCCGUUCCCACUGGUUGGUAUGGUUUGAAACACAGAGAAAUCAUUCAUCUGGUACUUUUUGCGUGCGCUCGGAGGUGGUGCUUCUUCCCCUCGGUUUGAGGUGCCUGCAAAACGGGGUCACUCAACUCAGGCCGUCCCCAUGCUCAUUUCCUUUUACAGUUUGGUCCCUCCAGAAAAAUGCCAGCAGGACGGGACGUGCCUGCUGCUCACCGUGUUUGACUACGACACCUUAGGAGCCAAUGAUCUGGAGGGAGAAGCAUUCUUCCCCCUCUGCAAGGUGUUGGGGCUGAAUGAGGACGAGGAAGCCAUCAACCCUUCUAGGGUGCCGCAGACCCGAUUGUCCUUGACUCAUCCCGGAACUGCUGGUGAGCUCGUUACUUAUACAUUCCCAGCUUCACUUGUCCUUCUCCUUUUUGGCCAGCUAAACCUGUAGCCUCUUAGUGGGCGGGGUCAUGGGCUUCUAGGCACACCCCCCUAGAAAAUACAGGUGGGGCUCUUUUGUUCCAGACCAAGUACUAGGCUGUAUAUUGAAAUGCUCAGCAUUUUAGUCCUGUGAUUUUGGCUUGUAUCCUGCGUAGGGCUAAGUUAACAUUCUGUGAAGUGCUCCCUAACUCUAUCCUGGGGCUUCCUGCAGCAGGGAGUUUGCGGUGGGGCGAGAGGGGUGGGAAAGUCCCAUUGUGCAAGUGGGAUGCUGACGGGGAUGCUGUCUUUUGCUGUUGAGUUGGUGGUAAAUUAUAUCUGCACAAACACAGUUAUGUACUACUAAUCUAAUGAAGCCAAUUUAAAGAGUUUACAAAAAUUCAAGCUGAUGCAACUGAUGAGUCUUCCAGGCUUCUCUGCUGACCAAGGAAAGGGAAAGAUUUUGUUGUCCCUUGUGGGCCCCAUCUGACCAUACAUUUAAACCCUUUAAACAGUCAUGGCUUCUUCCAAAGAAUCAUGGGAGCUGUAGUUUGUUAAGGGUGCUUAAAGUUAUUAUGGAACACCUAUUUGCCCCCACAGAGUUGCAACUUCCAGAAUGGUUGAACCAUUGAUCCUUCUUCUCAGAGAACUCUGGGAGUAGUAGCUUUCUGAGGGGAGUAGGGGUCUCUUAGCAACUCUUGGCACACAUAACAAACUACAGUUCCCAGGAUUCUUUGAGGAAGACCAUGGCUUCUUAAAGUGGUAUGAUACUGUUUUAAAUGUGUAGUGUAGGUGUGGUAGUGGUGCUGGGAAUUAAGAGUUCUGCUGCCUGCAUUUCAAUCCCUUCCCACUGGGAGCUUAGGGGGAAUUGUCAGUAUUCCUCCAGCCAUUUCAGCAUUAGCAAUUUAACUAAAAACUAGAAGGCUGGUUUCAUAACUUGUCUUCUAAGUUUGGAACCUAGGAUAUUAUGGAACAUAGCAGGCUUAGUAUGAGAGCCGGGCCCUGGAGGCACCUAUACAUAUGAAGGUUUUGGAACCUGGGCUUCGAUCUGUUACUGGAGCCAUUUUUUCACUUCACUGAUUCCAGAGAGCUGGUCGUGGCUUCUGUUCUACUGCUUCAUUUCAGAGACAGAGAGAGUGUAGGGAUGGCUUAUUUUCAUACGAUGGCUCCUUGUAUAAUAUGGGUGGAAAGUUAGGGCUUUGUGGCAAACAGGCUGAUAAUGGGUAAUGUUUGAUGGGCAAAUAUCUGCAGAAAGGGCAGGAAAAGCCAAGCAGGAACAAAGGACUGACUGUACUUAGGACCAAGUGCUUUUAAGGGCUCAUCUACAUGUCUGCUUGUCCCGUAGCUAGAAAGCACAGGUCCAAGUGGUUUUCCAUUUGCCCUACUUUGUUCCUGGGGAAAAUGUGCUCUUUAGCUUUAAAUUGGAGCAAACGUCAAUCCAGAAAAAACACCUGAUUGAUGCUUGCUCCAAUUGAGAACAAAAGAUCAGGUUUCCCCCAGGGGAAUGCAGAGGGGAAAGCAGAAGUCUGGAUGAGCCCUAAGUGUGUCCAUAGCAAAUGGGAUGAUUAUUGGUUUGAGAGUAGCAUAGAGGCAGGCUUCUUCACCAGCGGCACCAGUGUUGAGAAAUUGCUUCCCUGCUUCCUCAAUAAGAGCAUUCCCCCUGCUCUUGAUGACGCAACCAUUUAGGCAGGCAUUCCCCUGAACUUGAACUUUCUGAUACAGUAAAUCCACAACUUAGAUAUAUUUAACUUGUGAGCAUUCAGCUUUGCACUCUUGGCAAAAAAAGUUUAAAAAAAAAAAAAGACCGAGGAAAAAGACUUUGGCAAUGUCCCCCCCUGCCAUUGCACACAAUGUGUUUUGACUAUACACAAGUUUGUUAUCAGGCACUAUCCCCAGAACAAAACCCAGGUGUAAGUGGUGGGUUGUUUUUUUUUAAAAAAAACUGUUUAAAUUGUUUUUUAACUGGCUUGUUUAAUUGUGUAUGUUUUUAAUGCUUUGGAAUGGUUUUUAUUGUGUGUUUUAAUAAUCUGUUAAUUUCAUAAUUGAUUUUAUACUUGUAAACGGCUUCAAAGCCCUUUUUGCAUACAAGUGGCAUCUUAAAUAAAUACGCAAUGUGAGGCAUUUUCCAAAAGUGAGGCAAGGUGAAGAGAUUGUUUUUAGAUUGCAGGUUGCUGUCCUUUUUUUCACCGUAGCUUCUACACUGCCCCCUUCCUAGGGACGCUGGACUGCACCCACUAGACUGCUGCUGGAUUUACCUAAGCAUCAUAGGAGCAGCGUUAGCAGUUGACUCUUAACUAGAGAUCUCCUGCUUUUCCUUCCAACAGCUCAAAAGGCAAUGGACAGUAACACAACCCACCACACCCAAACUCCAUUCUCCUUUUAAUAAGAUUCCCUCUUCCUCACUGCUUGGAAAGCUGCUUCCAUAGCAACCUCCAUUGGGAACAGCGUUUUGACUCACUAAAGGGAGCUACAAGAGGUGCUUGGAGCUAGAACAGGAAAUGGAAACAGCUGUUUUUCAAUUAGCCUUGUUCUUCAUGGGGCACACACAUCAUUCACAUAGUAUCCAUUAGCUGCAUCCAUUAGCUUGUUACCCCUUGGCGAUGUCCUGCAGUUUUCCAUCAGGUAUCUCUGGGCUUCUCUGCUUUAGGAUGUUUUGAGAUAUAUGCAAUGGGUAACUUUUUGAGGGGCCAGGAUUCUUGGCUUUGGCCUAGAAGAAGCUUAAGUCUUAGUUGUUGCCUAGCUUUUGUGAUGUCUGUCUGCAGGAAACUGGGUUUGUGUUCAACGUCAAGAGACGUUUAGUUGUAGGAGCAGUCUGCUUGAUUCCACAUCUCACUGACUGCAUGCCACCUCUCCCACUCUGCCCCAGGUGCAGAAAUCUUGAAGCUGCUGGAGACCCGCAAAGGAGACAAGGAAGCCCAGGCGUUUGUGAAGCUCCGCAGACAACGAGCAAAGCAAUCCAAGGAGUCUGAGCGACAGCAGGAGCAACAAUAG